Molecule: messenger RNA, 56668 nt
Organism: Podarcis lilfordi (Lilford's wall lizard)
Lineage: Eukaryota; Metazoa; Chordata; Lepidosauria; Squamata; Lacertidae
Source: the annotation of a GenBank genome assembly
GUGUGUGUAGCGUUUCUUGUACGCUGUAGGGUGACACCGGCUGUCUGUCCCCCCUUCCCCUUCCCCUGCUUGCGGGAAGGCGGCGGCGGCGGCGGGCGGGGGGGCGGCAAGGCAGAGCGGCAGGCGGGGAAGCCAUUGCCUGCUUAAUAGUUGCUGUUGCAGCACUUCCGCUUCUCUCCCCGCGAGAGAGACACGAGUGGCCAGGCCCAGCCGCACCGAGGAGGAGCGCCAGACACAAAGGGAGAGAGGUAGGGGGAGAGGGGGCGCCCCGACUCUCACCCUCGACGGGCGCAGACGCCCCCGCCGCGCCUGGCCUCCCCCCGAGGGCGCGGAGGAGGGCGGCGGGGGCUUGGGGGCUUCCCGGGGGGGGGGGAGGGAGCCGAGAGGAGAUGGCAGCGGGGGGAGGGAGGGAGACCCGGGUGGGCAGAGGAGACGUCGGGGGGGUAGGGAGUAUUUGGGGGGGGAGAGAGCUGACAGGUCUCGCCCCGCACCCCUGGGAGCCGGGGGAGGCCGGAGGGUGCGCGGACGGGGGGGCAGCUUUCUCUCCCCUCCCCACCCCGUCUUGCAAACCGAGAAGGAUGAGGUGGUGGGGAGGGAGGCGUGUUGUUUUGGGGGGUGGGGAAGGGUAGUAAAACAAAAGCCAAGGGGGGGGGCGUUUAGAAGUAGAGGAGGAAGAAGGGGCGGGGAGCCCCUUGAGGAGUAGCUAGCUGCUCCCCCCCCAAGUUGGAGGGGGGUAUACUCUAUAGACACCCCCUGCCCACAAUACCGAUUCCUCUUUCGCACCCACUACGGAUUUCUCCUCUCCCCCCUCCAGGGCAUUCCCCUUUUUCCUGGGUCAUCUCUGCCCCCCCCCCAGUCCCUAAUUACUAGUCCCCAUUAUGCACCUUCUGAAAAGUAUUCCCCCCCCCAACCCUCACUUCCUGUGGUGGUGAGUUUUCCACCUCACCUCUUUCAGCAGCCUCCCAGUUUUUCCUAGUACCCCCCCCCCCGAAUUUCUUACUUUGCCCCAGCCUUGUAGAAUACCAAUGUUUCCACCACUCUCUAGCCUCUGUUAUCUGACCCCUUUAUCUCCGUGUGUCAUGGAUGCUAUUUGGAGGGGGUCGGAGGGGGUCCUGUGUGAAAAGGUUAGAGGAGGCAUGUAAGGAAAUUGCUUCGUCUCCCUAAUCCCAGUUUCCCCUUUUAUUAAUUAUUAUGGUCUGCGCGUCCCCCUCGCCCCCAUUUCCAGAGAGGAGCUGGCACUAAAUGUUGCUGAAACUUGUGGGUGGGGGCUUCUCUUUGAAUCUAUUCAUUCUUUCUCCCUGCGAAGAGAAGUAGAAAAUGUUUUCUAAGAGCUUGACCCAAGACCCCCCGUGGCUCCUUGUCCAAGUGUUAACUGUUCCCCGUUUCCCUCUCUCCCCUCCCCCCCGUUCCUUGUGGUGUUUUCACUCCAGGUUUGGGGUACGUAGUGUGGGGUAGCUAUGUCGGAUGACGAUUCGAGGGCCAGCACUAGCUCUUCCUCAUCUUCGUCCUCCAACCAACAGACCGAGAAAGAGACAAGCACACCUAAGAAGAAGGAAAGUAAAGUCAGCAUGAGUAAAAAUUCCAAGCUGCUUUCCACCAGUGCCAAGAGGUGAGAUUGUCCAUAGCAUUCUCUUCCUUAUAGUUGUUGCGAUGGCUUUUCUUCACUAAAUACCUUUCUGGCAUAUGCUCUUUCUGCAAAACAAUUACAGCCUACCCCCCAUCAACAUUAUUGCCCACUCCCCAAGUGCAUUAUUUUUGUUUUAAAGAAUCUCAGUUUUUUUACCUAACCAUACCUCUAACCUUCUUCUUGAAACUUGUCAUUAUCACCUGUAUCCGCCAGCAGAAAAGUUCAGAGCCCGUGACUUCAAUCCAAGAGUACCUCAAUUCCUGCUUUGCUACCAACUUACUGCGUAGCCUUGGGCAAAACUCUUAAUUUCUUCACAAGCUUUCCUGGUGGAUGGUGACCGUAGUCUAGUGUGCAGUAGUGUGAUGUAGAUUAAUUAAGAUUUGGUAUCUGCAUUGAGUUCAUCCAAUUAGGUGUUAAAAUAGUAGUCUCCCAGGGAGAAAAAAAUGCUACUUUCUAUCGUUGCUCGCAUUUAGAGUCAAUCUUUUCUUUUUUUCAAAUUCAUCACAAUUCAGCUUUCAAACUUUGAUGCAAAAGAUCACUGUUGCUUCAAUAAGACGAGUGUUCUUAUUGAAAACGUACAAAUCUCACCCUUAUGCUUACGAACCUCCUUGUGCAACUGGGAUUUGAAUUGGUAUAUCCAAAAAAUUGUCUGAUGGGUCCAGCGCUCUCCAUCUUGUUUCUGCUGAAAUUAAUGUGUCACAUUGGUAUGGAAAGAGGAGGAGCCUUUCAUGAGGAAUUUUACCGAGGGGAGGGCACACACUAGUAUUUGUAUUGACUGCUAAUUAAUUUUGGGGAGGGAGAAACAAACAGAAAAAUGCCCUUACUUUUGCUGCUUAGUGAUAAAAAUCAGUGGGAAUUUUGUUGCUAACAUCAUUGAUGUUUGGAUCUCUUCUGUUGUGGUUAGUGAAGGGGAACUCUGUACUAUUUAUUCUCUCAUACCUGUGAUGGCAUUAAGGUGAUCCAAUUGGUAUGUCAUUUGUUUCUGCUUCUUCUGUGGGGAUCUUGUAUGUUUCACUGCACAGAAUGCUAGACUUGACCGAAGGUUGGCAUGAGUUUUGGACUCAUUAAUUUGAGCAAAACAGUGUCUUUUGCCCUGUGUUUCUGACUAUAAAGCAGGUAUAAUAGUUUCAGUGUUAUGAAAAUCACUAAGGUUUGGAAAUAAUGGACCUGGAUCGACCUUAGUAGAUUUAUGUAGCUUGCCCUUUAUCCCUAUCAAUAGUUUUUUUUUGUGUGGAUGCUACUUGGGAAAGUCAUACUGCUUUCAUCUCUUGAAUUCCCUGUGUAAGAUUUGCCUUCUCUUUUGGUUUCUUGCUGUAGGAUUCAGAAGGAGUUGGCUGACAUCACCUUAGAUCCACCUCCCAACUGCAGGUAUGUGUUGAUCCAUCUUUUCUAAUGGCUGGACUACGUGUUGCAAUUAAGUGUGGCUACCUCCAACCUCUAUUGCCUCCCAUGUUUAGUUAAAUAAGGCACGUGACUCGGCAUGAUAUCAUUGCACUCUGUGUUUUCCUACAUUCAGUUGUUGGCUGCUGCUUGCAGAAGGGCAGGGAAAUGAAUGCAUCUUACCACUUAAAUGCAGGACGUUUUGUGGGGUGGCAGCUACCGCACCUACGAUGGUAAUGAGGAAGACUGGAGAGCACUUGACGGGUUAUUACUUCUAAAUACAAUUUUUGGUUCUGAAAUGUUGAUGCAGACUAUAUUUUCCGAAUGGCUUGGAAUAAUUCCUUAUGGCCUUUGAGGCUCAGGAGGUGAAUUCCGGAUGUGAAUAUUCUGUUUCUUGUGCUUAUUUUUAUUGUACUUCAGAAGUAAUUGCAUUAGGAGUGGAUUGCAUCAUUGGUUGUCAUGCUAUGUGAAUGUAUAUAUAUUUCUGUGGCUGGGCAGUUGUGAAGGAUAUGAAAAUGCACGUUCCCGUCACCCCUUUUGCAUUUAUAGGUAUUAUUCCAAAUUGCAUCAUGCUUAUUAUUGCAUUCAAUUUGUGGGGGGGACGGGGACGGAAGACCUGUUGCUGCUUUUUCAAGUUGUUAUGCCUCUGCGCCGUGCAGUGCUGCAUGCAAUAGGAGCGAGAUUUGAGUUCCUAGCUCAGCAUAUGCACCUUAAGAGCAUGCAUGUAAUCUGGUGAAAGCACACCCCGGGGGAUGUCGUUGCCUUUUAUAAAAUGAGUGUUUGAGCUGUGUGUUAAAAGAUUUAGACACUUUCUGAAAGUACCUGCUAAGCUGCUUCUUAGGUUAUCACUUAGCUUUUGUAGCCCCUGAGCAUUUAGAUAUGGGGUAAUACAGUAUAGAUGGUCCGUGCUUGCCCCUUGUUAAUUAAACAGGAAGGCUACUUUCAGCACAUGCUGUCACAGUUGAGGCUGCUGUUUCUAGAGAGCAUCUUUAUCUGUCCAGGCUGCUAAUAACCACUUUCGAGCCAGUUGCUAUUGAUGGUGGCAGCCGGUGAAACGAUCCGUCUUUUAGAACACUUAGGGUGGAGCUUGCUUCCUCUACCUGCAAGACGUUCCCUUUCCUUUAUGACUGCUCCAGCAAGCAAAUGAUGCGACUGUUAAAGUUUCAUUUUAAAAUCCAGCCAUCACGUGAAGAAACUGGGAGGAAAAUAUGUGAGGAGAGCAGAGGUCUGGGCUUAACGAAGGGCUGCCCUGUUUAUUUAACAGGAUCAGCUAAAGACAUAUUUCCUUCUAUUGGCCGAAGUCCCCAUUGCAACGGGAUCAGGAACAUUAUCAGUGACUGAUGCCUGGAUGAAAGAGGGGAGAUGACUGAUACAAAUGUAUUAUGAUGUUAAAGGUUUUUAGUCGUUGGUGUUUGAUAAGAGAGACUUUAAAAACAUGCAUGACAAAUGGCUUUGUCUUGUUGCUGAAGCUUCAUGCGGUUUAAAUUAAUCAUGGUUGUGAAUUUGCUAUGUGGGUUUUUGGAAUCUGCUGUUCUCAGUGUUGCAUUCUUGUUAAUGGUUUCGCUCUUACCCUGCCUGAUCGAAGUGUAUGUCCAAAUCAUCCAAGUAAUCUCGCAACAGUUAUCUGUCUCUAAACAGCUUGUAUAUGAACUUGGUGCCUUUCAGGGCUAUGCUAGCAAAUUACCUUGUCAGAAUAUAAUGACUGUAGAUGUGGUUUCUUAUUUCACUAGUGCAGUCCACCGGGAAUCAUAAACUUUGAGGCACAAUACAGAGAUGUUUGCUUUGCUCAAGCCUUUUGAGAGGCAAAAAUUGGUUUAUGCUACAAGGGCUUUAAACUACCUGGUGAUCAGAGGAAUCUUGCACUUCAAAUCGUAUAUGUGAGCAGAAGUUUGGAUGUUUUCAAGUUUCCUUUUCCUGUGGAUUGUGUUGAACUUGAGAGAAGUAUGCUAGCCUUGAUUUGGCUCAUAAUUGGUAGUGAGAGGAGGAGGAGGAGGAAGUGGGGGGGGGACCUAGAAACCUUGAAUCUUGAGUUUUAGAGUAACUUCAUUGUUGGCACUUAUUUGCUUGGGGGCACAAAAUUGUGUCUCAAAACAUUGUUCUCUCUUCAUUCGCAUCUUAAAUCCGUUAUGAAAAUGACGGCAUCUUUUGGGGAUGUGUUUGCUUUGUCACACAAAAGAAUAUUUUAAAGUAUUUUGUAGAUGCGUGGAUAUGUUCUUGUGGAACAGAGCCAUUUCUCUAGCCCGUGUAGGUGUUGCAUUAAAAUCACAGGCACAGCACAGGCUACAACAGAUUUAUGUAUCACGUGUGAAAAUAGCCUAUGUGUUGCCAUUUCCUAACACAGGAGUAACCUUUGCGGUGCACCCCCUGACCAUUGGUCAUGCUGGCUGGUGCUGAUGGGAGUUGGAGUUAACAACAUCUGGAGGGUAACACAUUGACUACCCCUGCCUUUAUGUAUUCAGUGUGAAUCCAGCUGUUAGCUGAUGCUGUGGGAAAGAUCCAUACCUUUACACCAGUAGCAUUGGCCUGGCAAGGUUGCUUUCUCCUAGUCUCAUGCUGCUCUCAUUCAGGAUUGGAGACUGCUGUAGCGGCCCAUUACAGAUGUGAGAAAUGCACAAUUUUUUAAAGGAUUUUGCAGUGUGAUCUUUAGUGCCGCUAUGAUUUCAGGGGACGUAGAGCCAAAAAGCUCCUUGUUGUCUUUUUAAAGACAGAAUGGAAUCACAUUUCACCCCACCUAAGCUGCUACAGCAUAGCUGCAUGCCCUGAAUAUUAUUGGUGACGGGGGGGCCUGUAGGUUUAUUCCUCAUAUACGUUUUGCUUCUUCUAUGAGUUUUCCCAACAAGGCACCUUAAAGCUUUCUGUGAGCCCAUGAUGUCCUGCAUCUCCCCUUUCAUUUGAUGUGUUUGCCUUCAGGACAAGGUUGAGCACUGCCAGUGAACCGGCUGCCUGUGUUUUGUCUUGGCUACGCUCGAGAAAGCUUGGAUUGUUGCUUUUGUUCCUCGAGGGGGCUCACCGUGAAGCCCCCUGCCAUAGGCUGCUUUCACAAGUGACACUAAGAAUGCCUUUUUGUCCCUCGCACUUGUGGAUAUGGUUAAUGUGGGAAACGGUCCCUUUUAAUUUGAGUGAUAAUCUUUGGAGCUGCUAAAUUCAAAGGAUCUGGCGGACGGGCAUUAUCUUAUUCCUAGGAACAAAUAUAGUCUUUAAAAUGCACCAUCACAUCAGUUGCUGUUUGGUUCGAGAAGUAUACAUUCAGCCUCUCACCGUCCGUGAUAACUACAAAGUAUUUGGAGGAGAGCAGAGAUGAUAAUAUAUGGGCAUACAUAGUGAAGGUUGUAACUGUGCAGGCAUGGGAAAUGUGUGCAAACUGCUGAAGCAGUUCCUGUGAAAGUGGCCAUUUGCUUCUGGCAGUGGCUCACUCCUUCUUUUGUCAGGUUUUAUGUAUAUGUUUAGGGACGCGGGUGGCGCUGUGGGUUAAACCACAGAGUCUAGGACUUGCCGAUCAGAAGGUCGGUGGUUCGAAUCCCCGCCACGGGGUGAGCUCCCGUUGCCCGGUCCCUGUUCCUGCCAACAUAGCAGUUUGAAAGCACGUCAAAAAGUGCAAGUAGAUAAAUAGGUACCGCUCCAGCGGGAAGGUGGGACGCGGGUGGCGCUGUGGGUAAAACCUCAGCGCCUAGGACUUGCCGAUCGUCAGGUCGGCAGUUCGAAUCCCCGCAGCGGGGUGCGCUCCCGUUGCUCGGUCCCAGCGCCUGCCAACCUAGCAGUUCGAAAGCACCCCUAGGUGCAAGUAGAUAAAUAGGGACCGCUUACUAGCGGGAAGGUAAACGGCGUUCCGUGUGCUGUGCUGGCUUGCCAGAUGCAGCUUGUCACGCUGGUCAUGUGACCUGGAAGUGCCUUCGGACAGCGCUGGCCCCCGGCCUCUUAAGUGAGAUGGGCGCACAACCCUAGAGUUGGACACGACUGGCCCGUACGGGCAGGGGUACCUUUACCUUUUACCAGCGGGAAGGUAAAUGCCGUUUCCAUGUGCUGCUCUGGUUCACCAGAAGCGGCUUAGUCAUGCUGGCCACAUGACCCGGAAGCUGUACGCCAGCUCCCUCAGCCAAUAAAGCGAGAUGAACACCGCAACCCCAGAGUCGGUCACGACUGGACCUAAUGGUCAGGGGUCCCUUUACCUUUAUGUAUAUGUUUGAUGGUACAGUCAGACCUCAGUUCCCAAACGGCUCCGUUUUGGAAUGUUUCGGCUGGCUCCCGGACACCAAAAAUCCGGAAGUAAAUGUUUCUAACAUUUUCAGAAGCCGAACGUCCAACACAUCUUCCGCUUGAGUGCAGGAAGCUCCUGCAACCAAUCGGAAACCACGCCUCGGUUGUUGAACGUUUUGGAAGCUGAUCGGGCUUCCAGAAUGGAUUACAUUUGUCAACCAAAGUUAGACUGUACUAAAAUAGUGCGGCUUCUUCUGGCUGCUCUUGUCAUACCACACUGCUGUUGCAUCUCCUCCUUGAUAACAUGCAAGAUCGCCUUCCUUGUCCCCAAGCCCCCCCUCUCCCUUUGCACCAUACCUGAUAAGGAUCUCCAUGGUUGUUGGAAGCAGCCCCCCUGCAUUCAGAGGGCAGUACUUUCCAGGGGAUCAGGUUUCACACGCUUUCGCUUUAUGGUCUGGGAAUGAAACCUGACUUGAAAUGCUCCAGAUGUGUGCAGAAAAGUGCUUUCUUUUAUUGACUCGGUGCACUUUGGGAAUGUGCACCAAAGGCUAGAAAUCGCCCCGAGUACACCCAGUUUGCGUACGCAACAAUUACUGCACAACAGACUGAAGAGCAGCAACAAACAUGGGCAAAAAGGAGCAGCGGCGAGCCCUCGAAAGCAGCUACACACCAAACUUUCAUGAGGACCCCUAAGAAAGGGAAGAGAGCAAAUUGUUUCUCAGAAAGGGGCUUUGUGUAAAAUCCUUAGUCUGCCAGUGUCCGCAAUUUUUAUUUUAUUUUAUUUGCCAUUUUUGGUUUGAGAUAUUUGUGUUCUUUUAAAUGCCAUCUUUCCGGGUAAUACUGCAGAGUUUCUGUUUGUCUCGUGCAUUUUGAUGUGCUAACUUGACACUUGUUGGAGAGUUUCCAUGGGAGGGUGAGCAGUUUUCCUUGUGCAUUUGUGAAAUUGCUUGGGUUCUUGCUUGGCAGUUAUUACGAGAGAACUGAAGGCACGUUUUGACUGGGGCUUAAAUAGAAGAUAGGGCUUUGACGUCCAAAGGAUCACAUCUGGCUAGCAAGAAAUAGUGCUGUCUAUUGGAAUUUCAAUAAACGUCUCUUUUAAAGCGCUUAAUAGUAGCAUAGAAUUUCCUUAAGAGUUGUGCAAACGUACUGGGCUGGCCGAAGGAAAACAAAGCGGGUGGUUCCCCCCCCCCCAUACCUAUUUGCGUGAAUUUCAUAGGUCGCAGAAGAAAAAGUGCAAAUAACAGCAUAGUCUCACAAAGUACAGUUUGGACUUCAUAACUAAUCUAACAUUUUGUCUCUCUAAUUAUAACAGGAGCAUUUUAAGGUUGUUUUUCAGGUUUGUGUGAUUUAGAAACCUUCAGGGAAAACUAAUAGUAAAACUCCUAUUUCAAAUAUGCACAAUAUGCAUGAAUCCUAUUAGUUUGUCCAGAUGUUGUUUCUUGUAACUUUUCUCUCUCCAAAAAUGCCUACAAACCUUUUGACCUGAAAUAAUAAUAAAGGAGGGGGAGGACUGGAUAAAUUUUAAUGUCAUGCUAGAAAGUAAUACAUAAUACAAAUGCACAGAAAUGAAUGGGAUAUUAUCUCUGAUUUGCAGAGAUGGAACUGAGAAAUUUGAAUUCAAUUUCACAUGUUGUGCAGCAAUAAAUUAUUGGUGUUUUUUCAAUAGCCCUAAAUCUCCCUCUAAACUCAGUGAAGGCUUAAAAAAAAAUCUGACAAUAGAACUGAACUCUACUUUCAUAUAUUAAUUAAUCUGUGCCCCAGUAUCUUAAUUCUUUAAAAACUUAUACAGAUUUGGUCUCCUUAAUAUCAGUGGAACUAUAUGCAAGUGCAUAUUUUUAAGAAUCAAGGAUUUAAAAUACACAAUUUUUUUAUUAUUUUGCAAGAAAUGCUAUAUGAACGAAUGUGUUCCCUUGAGCAGCUAUUGCCUGGGCAAAUGUGUUAAAUGGGCUGCUUUCUAGCACUCCAUAAUGCAGGAAUACUCUGCAGCUGUUUAACCAAGAUGAGAGUUUUGGUUUUUCUUCCCUUUGUUCACUGGCUUGAAAGAGACAUUUGUGAAUGCCAAGUUCAUUUUGCAUAUGUAUGCUUUCUGUUUUUUGUCAGUGGUGACGUGAUAUGGAGAGUACUUUAUAAAUGUUUAUUAGCUGAAAAAUUCCUACAUAAUGUGAAGCAAAUACUUAAGGAACAGUGUACAAUAAGGUUCAUAUGGAGAAAUUGGUAGUUAAACCUGUAGAAAGACCUACAUUAGUUUCUUUUUACUUUUUUAAAUAUAAAUUAAAGCCAAUAAUGAUUAGAGACUGUUCAGUUAGCACAUGUUUCUCUCAGGCAGAUUUAUCACUUUUUAGGGAAAGCUUUUUGCAAAACAUUAUCCAAAUGAAGAUAUAAAAUUCCUUUCUAUAUUACAAUGCCCUCAGUACUGAACAGCCUUUCAGGGCACAGCUCUGAAUAAAAUCCUCACUUUUAAUCUGCCGUUAAUGUACUAAUCCCGUGCUUUCAGAUUUAAUUACCGCAUCCAGUUCACGCAAGAGUUUGAUUAUUUCAUUUAUUAGAAAUUAAGCAUUGCUCUUGGUGGCUUUACCUGCAGUGAUGAAAAGAACCUCCUGCUUAAAUGCAGAUAAAAGUUAAGUGCUGCUCUGCAUGUGCAAAGUGCCUUUGCCUCCUCUCGCCAUAGGCAACCACAAGCAGCAACCAUAUUUCUUGGGACUGGGGUAGUGGCUCCCCAAACAGGGUGGACAGAACAGCUGGAGCGCGCACAAAGCCCCAAAGAAAUUCAAGAUCUUCAUGGCAGUAAUGAACUCUUCCUCAGUCAGCAAAGAUCUGUUUCAGAAGAGAUUCAGUGGGGAGGGUUUGAAGUUUAAGGAUCUAGAGAUUUAAGAUGUGUGAUGGCAACAGCAACUGCUUGCCUGCCUAUUGCAUCUGAUUGGGGGUCUUGGAGGGGCCCCACUGAAGGUCUGGGCCCUUGGCCAUUGCCCCACCUGGGCACUCUCUAGCAUUGGGCCUGACUGGGACGGUUGCUAAGUAAUUGUCAUUCUUGUGGCUCAUUGGAUUAACAGCAUCCUGAACUAGGAUGGUUGGCUUGGUCACAAUUGUUCUGCAGCAGUUUAAUUCCAAAAUUAAAUGCAGCAGUCGGCGGCACGGAGCGUGGGCUGUGUUUGAUCAGCGUAAUUUUUUCGGCACUUCUCCAUAGAUGUGUGGGAAAACUAAGUUGCUGUUGCUGUCUGGUGGUUGUAAGGUGAAAAAGUGAGGGACGUGGGUGGCAUUGUAGUCUAAAUCACUGAGCCUCUUGGGCUUGCCGAUCAGAAGGUCGGCGGUUCGAAUCCCCUUGAUGGGGUGAGCUCCCGUUACUCGGUCCCAGCUCCUGCCAACCUAGCAGUUCAAAGGCACACUAGUACAAGUACAGAAAUAGGUUAACGGCAUUUCCGUCACGGUGCUCCGUUGCGCCAGAAGCGGUUUAGUCUAAGGUUACCAUAUAUAUUUUUUAAUGAAUCCGGGGACACUUUUCAACUUUAAUGGAUUUUGUAUGAGGGCUGAUUUGUAAAUCCAGGGACUGUCCCCGGAAAAUGGGGACGUCUGGUAACCUUAGUUUAGUCAUGCUGGCCACAUGACCUGGAAAGCUGUCUGUGGACAAACGCCGGCUCCCUCGGCCUGAAAGCAAGAUGAGCGCCGCAACCCCAUAGUCGCCUUUGACUGGACUUAACCUUCCAGGGGUCAUUUACCUUUACCUGUAAGGGUAGGGGCCACUUGCCACACAGUGUCUACUGCGUCUCUAAUAACGUGGCAGACAGCUAUGCCUUCCAUGGGCAUCAAGUAAAUCACUUGAGAGAGAUAGGAUGUUGCCUUUGAUAGGCAUUUGGCCUCAAUUAGCAACACUCUCCUGAAAUAUUUGAGUAAGCACUUCAAAUGGCCAUCCAUUGGAAUAGCACGAUUUAAAAAACAGUAAUAAUUGAGCCUGUUUCCUUUUAAACCUGCAUCCUCGUUUCUGAUCGUUUAGCACUAUUUCCAGCACAUUUUGCAAUUUAUCUCAGCCCCUCUGUCUGUGCCAAAAUGUCUUGGGGGCUGCACUUGUUCUUCUGGGUAGGGGCUGGAACACAGUGGUAGGACACGAGCUUUUGCAUGCAGAAGACGUUCAGCUUCUAUGCCUGACAUUUCUCCGUAAAACUAAUCUUGGGUCCCAGAGACCUUGGAGUGUUGCUGAGGGAGAUAGUAUUGGAACUAGACAGACCAGUUGGUCUGAUUGAGUACAUUUACUUCACCUGUAAAGUUCGCUUUACAGCAGGAUGAUAAAAAAAACAAACUGGGUGAUAUUUCCUGGGAGCCCACAAUUACUUUGCACAGCAAACAGUUUCAGUUGAUUCUUUUCUUCUUCUUCUUCUUCUUCUUCUUCUUCUUCUUCUUCCUUUUAAAAAACACCUCCCCAAAACACCAGAGGCAUAGAUACUAAUGGCAAGGUUUGUUUAGUUUAGAUCAUGCGGCAAUAGCUAGCUUGAUUUUUUGUAGUGAUUUUCUGUUUGGUGCACCCUUUCUAAGUAAUUCCCUAAUGAGCUGAGUGCCUUGCCUGCCAAAUAUGAAAAAUGACAGAUUUUGGAAGCUGCUUUGGCAAAGAAUUGAAGUUUGAAAUAUCCACAUACCACUUACCUUUAUUAUUUUAACUGUCUUUGCGACCCAUUGGAAACACAUUUUGAUAACACUUGCGGUGCUGUGAGCACAUCUUACUUGCGUCUUGUGUGCAGGGUAGGGGUUACAGUAGAAACCAUGAUCUGGAAAGCCUUAUGCCAAAGUAAUCAUAUGCAAACAGUGAUUUUGUUUAUGUAGCUCAGCUUAUCUAAAACCUUGGGAUGUUUCCUGGGCUAUUUUGAUCAACGAGAUAGUGCUAGGUUGUGAAAGUUAGCAUAUAGAAGACCACACAUGCAGUUUGGUAUCAAUUCAGAUAAUCCAUAGGGUUCAUAGCACUGGAAUUUCUAAUAUUGUAUCUGUUUUAAGUGCACAAUUUCCAGACUUUGCAAAGAAGAGCAGACAAUUUUUACAGCCAUUCUAUGAAAAUACAGCACUGUCCAGAACUGUCCUUACAAAGGCCAAACUCUAUUUUGCACAGGAGAUCUGUGAUCGAUCUCCCAUCUCUCUCCCUCCCUCUCUCUCUCUCUCUCUCUCUCUCUGAAAUGUGACGGUAAAGGUAAAGGGGCCCCUGACUAUUAGGUCCAGUCGUGACCGACUCUGGGGUUGUGGCGCUCAUAUCGCUUUAUUGGCCGAGGGAGCCGCCGUACAGCUUCCGGGUCAUGUGGCCAGCAUGACUAAGCCGCUUCUGGCAAACCAGAGCAGUGCAUGGAAACGCCGUUUACCUUCCCGCCAGAGCGGUACCUAUUUAUCUACUUGCACUGGUGUGCUUUCAAACUGCUAGGUUGGCAGGAGCAGGGACUGAGCAACGGGAUCUCACCCUGUUGCGGGGAUUCGAACCGCCGAGUACUGUGUACUGAGCCUCAGUUGAGGAAGAAGAGGUGUGUGCUUAAACCUUUCGGUUUCCCCAAUCAAAAUCCUGCUCUUUCCUCUCCAAAGCUGCUAUUUGCCCUUUGAGGAAAACAAAAGCAUGUUGAUACCUUCAAAAAAGAGAGAGGCUGCUGUUUUGUCAUGUCGACGUGUAAUAGUUGAAGCAAACUUAGUAGCUGCAAGUGAAAACUCCCGCUUAUGUGUUGUUUCAUGCGCAAGAGGUAGACUUUUUCUUACGCCAACCUAGCACAUAGUACAUGCAAAGUGCCUUCUGCCCAUUCCUCCUAUUCUUUUCUCACAGUUCCCAGCUUUCUCUACAGGCUACUGCCAUCUGUCUGGUCCGGAAAAAGCAGCUGUUCCAAGUCCCUUCUCUGAAAUAGGGGAAGGUAACUGACCUUUUUUGUAAUUAGUAAAAAAGUGCUGCUGAUCUUGUAGGGCAAUCACAGCUGCCUUCCAGAAGCUGGGAGAGAGUCAGGAUAUGCCAACACUGGUGGUUGCAAAGGCUGCAAAGAAUGGUGCAGUACUCUGUUGUAAGGGCCGGAGAUGUGACUGCUCUUAAUCUGUACUGCUGUUUCUUACUCUGAGAGAGUAAGGCGGGUUGGGAAUAGGAAUAUACUUUGGUGAUGGGUUGGGAACAUAGUUUGCCACGACUAAUUGCUGACAAUGGGACAGGACACUUGCUGUUGACCCUGAUGAGCAGGCAAGUGGCCAGUUGAACCUCUGUUUUAUCCAGUUCUUAAACAGCAAAGAUUUAAUAGACUUAGGGGGUAUAGUAAGAUUUCCUAGAAGAAACCAGAGGCCUUUCUCCUGGGCAUAGUCGGUCAAUCGGUGUUAAAGAAGGACAGAACUUUCUUUAUGUAUGCUACAACAGCAGCAAGAAUACUUAUUGCAAAGCACUGGAAGACACAAGACUUACCCACACUGGAGGAAUGGCAGAUGAAAUUGAUGGACUACAUGGAAUUGGCGGAAAUGACUGGCAGAAUCCGAGACCAGGGAGAAGAGUCGGUGGAAGAAGAUUGGAAGAAAUUUAAAGGCUAUUUACAGAAAUAUUGCAAAAUUAAUGAAUGUUAGAAUGAUGUUGGAUUGAAGUUAAGUGGUUUCUAGCUGUACUGGUAUAAAAGAAUAUGGAAAAAUUGGUUUUUAAUACGUAAAAAUCUAAUGUUAUAAUAUAUCAACAGUAAAGAUCAAGAUUAAAAAGGAGGGAAAGGAAUUGCUGGACUAACAAAUUGAAUUGGAAUACAAAAGAGGGAGGUAUGAGGAGGUCCGGGAAACAAGUAAAUGUUAGAGAAGCGAUGAAAAGAUGGAAUUGUUUUUAACUGUUUUUUCUUUUUUGUACUUUGUAUUUUUCUUUCUUUAUUGUUAUUUUUCUUAUUAAUGUAAUCUUUUUCUUCUGGAAUUUUAAUAAAUAUUAUUAUUAUUUUUUUUAAAAAGGAAGAUUUCCUAAGCCCAUUUAGAUCUGGAUUGGGUGCCAUAUAGAUGGUAAGUUAUUUAAAAGAAAGCCCUUGAAAGUUCCAGGUUCCACUGUACCUGUGGAGGAGAGGAUAUCUGGAUAGGGCCAUUGGUUAGAGCUGGCAUGGCCAAACUUGGCCCUCCAGCUGUUUUGGGACUACAGUUCCCAUAACCCCUACCACUAGUCCUGUUAGCUAGGGAUGAUGGGAGUUGUAGUCCCAAAACAGCUGGAGGGCCAAGUUUGGCCAUGCCUGGGUUAGAGCAUAACUCCAGGGUUGCAGGUUUGAUCCCCAUAUCGGACAUACCGUAUAUACUUGAGUAUAAGCCGACUUCUUCAGCACAUUUUUUAUGCUGAAUUUUUAAUGGCUUAUACUCGAGUGAGGCGGGCAGCGGCGGAGGGACGAGUGGCCCGAAAGGAGCCCUUUUGGGCUGCUCCUUCCUCUUCCUCCGCCUUUGCUGCUGGUGGCGGCGGAGGAACGAACAGCCUGAAAGCUGCCCUUUGGGGCUGCUUGUUCUUCCUCCCCUGCUGCCGUCACCACCAGGUUUGUGGUGUGGUGAACCGGCUUAUACUCGAGUCAAUAAGUUUUCCCAGUUUUUUGUGCUAAAAUUAGGUGCCUCGGCUUAUAUUCAGGACCGCUUAUACUCUAGUAUAUACGGUAUUCCUGCAUUGCAGGGGUUAGGACUAGAAGAUCCUCAGCGUCUCUUCCAACUCUACAAUUCUAUGAUGUAACUUACCUGCUAAAAUAAUUCAUGCAAAGUAUGAAAGACAAUUUGUGGUGGCAAAAAAUGUGAUGUUGCCUGCUCCGAGCACUGUAAGCUAUAGGAAUACAGUACUUUGCUUUCAAACUGUGAUGUUCCUGAGAUGCUACUUUUACCAGCCCCAUGAAGUGCCGUGUAAUAUAUUCUUUCACAUCCAUUUGAAUGAUACAGUUUCCCAAGUACAACUUCCUUGAAUUUUAAAAACCAAAAGGCAAGUGGAAAAUAGUGGUGCUCACGACCCCACAGAAUAUGGCAUCAGGACUUGCUAACAAAGAAAUAAACAUGCUGGUUCUAAGACCAAAAAUAGCUCCCACAGAUAACGUUCCUUGAUUAACUCUUCCCUGAGUUACAGAAAGGAAAGACGGUGCUGUGAUAGCGUUGCAAAAGCUUCUUGCAUAGUAAAAUAAUCUUGAAAUAUAGGUUCCACCCCUGCCACUCACCCACAUGCACACAUCUCAGUUUUGGAGUAUUUCUGGAACUGAAGGAGUAUUUUCGGUCCGUGUGGACAGAAUUUUUUGACAAGGGAAAAUUUGAAAUCUGGUUGUUCUGGAGAUGUCUUGUCUCUUCUCCGCAUACAUAUUUCAUUUAGGAAAAGUGUGUCACGUAUUUCUAGAGCGUUAACAUGUGAUGAUGACCCCUCAUGUAUUUAUUUAUUUUUUUACUACAUAGGGUUUACAUCUGUUUCCUAAAUGGAAGAGCUUUUGCAUAGAAAAUUAAUCACGUUUGAAGUGGCCCAGAAAAAUGCUUUAUAAGGCAGAGGGAAGUGGCAGUGUGUUUUAAUUAUAAUAGUGCUUAGCUGUAGAAGAUUAGUUUGCAAGGAUGCUAAAAUGAUGUGGUCAUAAAAGUAAUUAUAUCAGUCUUAUAGUCUACCACAAGGGGUCAUUUAAUCAGAGGUUUCUGAUCCAUCUCAUUUGUGUGUGUGUGUGUGUGUGUGUGUGUGUGUGUGUGUUUGUGUGUGUGUGUGUGUGUGUGUGAGAGAGAGACAGAGAGAGAGAACAUAAUUUUAAUCUGAAUUUAAAUAAUCCACUGUAAUUUAUUCUACUUACAUGUUAAAUGUUUAGAAAAGCCACAUUUUGGCCAUUCUUCCUUUCCAUCAGUAAUGCUGGACAGAAUAUUUAAACAAUCAAAAAUCAGGGUGAAAUAGUUGCUUUUACCAAGUGGUGUUCUUUAUAGAGAAGAAAUAAUGGGGUUUCCCUCUGCUCUGUCAGUGAACUUAUUCUUGGUCAACUUUCCCGUUUUCUUUUAAUCUCCUGGAUCAAUCUGACUUUACCACAGGUGGUGCAAACCAGCUGUGGGUCAGAUUAAAUAAUCUAAUGGGGUGGAUUGUAUCUGUAGCCACACACUUGUGUCUUUUCUUUCCAGUUGACAGAGCACAGGAUAGUGUCUGACUGUUGAUUUUAACCGGCUCUCUUUCUUACUGUUUAUUUCACCUUUUCACCAACCCAAGAACAAUAUUGCGAUUUUUGUUUAAGAUCACGUAGAUCCACACAAACUUUACCUUUCUGUUGCUUCAGGCUGGAGAGACUCUCAUGAAGCUCUGUGAGCACGCUUGCCUAUCUGCAGAUAUUUUUGUGUCUACUGCACUUUCGGUUUGUGGUUGAUGACUACAUUGUGAGAAGGUUUCAGGUCUGCCCCCCUCAAUUUAACUAGUGUUAGAUCGCCAGCGGAGUGGCUCUAUUCAAAAUUGGAUUUGUUCCUAAUCUCUUCUUACCAAUAAAUUUGCAUUCUUUCAAAUACACAUUUCAGAGACGGAGCAUUUCAUAUUUUUGUUGCUUUACAUUAAUCACAGUUGUGGGGUUCUUUUUAAUUGUUGCGCCUUAAACCCACAUCUGCAUCGGAAAAAGCAACUGCAAAGAAAUAUAGUGGAUUCAAGACCUUUCGGGACAGACUGGAAGGGUUCGUUGUGAACAGAACUUAGAGUGGAUGGAACAAGUUGGAUUUUGGGAUGUUGACGGUUGCAGAGAAUUCAAAACUGGUUUUGUCCCCAGCCUUCAUAAUCUCAUAGCUUUUAAAUAGACCUUGGUGUUGAGGCAAAGGGAGCUGAGCUUUUCUUCACAGUUUCUAGCCCAUUUCCUCCCUUCCCCCAGCUGUGUAUUUUAUCUGAUAAAAUGGUGGUCAGUCAAAUGCAGGUAAAAGGUAAAAGGGACGCGGGUGGCACUGUGGUCUAAACCACAGAAGCCUCUUGGGCUUCCCGAUCAGAAGGUUGGCGGUUCGAAUCCUUCUCUGGGAAAAACCACUAAUAUCUCUAUAAGAGAUACAUUAUGGUUUUCCAUUUAAUAUCUGAAUAAAUAUAUCACACAAACAUGCAUGAAGCAGUCUUCCACAAAUAAGUAUUGCAAAUACUAUAUUGUGUCUUUCCAUUAGCAUAUAUGCUUUCACUAUAAUGGGCUAAUAUAAAUAUUGCCUAAUUAGACAAUUUAAUGCCAGAUCUUGUGUGCUUGUUUGUAGGCAUAAGCAUGCAGCUUAAAAUGGCAUCUAAAACACAUAAUGAUCGUGUUCUCAAAAUGAGAAAUUGUAACCUGUCUUAAGGAUUUGAAUCCUUGAGAAAAAGCUUACAGACAUCACCUUAAAAUUACCUACUUUUUAAGUAUAUCAAUGUGGAACACAAAUGCCAGUUUCAUUCUUGGAAAGCUUCCUAGUUUAGCUUAUCUAAAGCAUGUUGAAAAUACAACUUUUUUUUUUUUAAGUGUCUUGGUCUUUGUAAACUUUUGCACACUUCUAACUCUUUUUAACCUAAGGAUAUAUUUUUAAUUGUUGCUGAUUUAUAUACGUAGAAACAGCAGCAGCAGCAGCAAAAACCAUGAGGUUGUAAUUAUGACUUAAAAGAGUCCGGGUUUGGUGCUGUUGUGCCAUUAAUGAAACAGACAGAAACAGUUGUCUGUCAUGCUGCCGUGACAUAUAACAGCAGGCAGUGACAACUUCUGCCAGUGCUUAAAUACUGGCCAGCAACAUUUUUAACUGUCCCUUACAGGCAAAUCUAGGAAUUUUCCUUUGUCUCCAGUCCUUUUUGCAGGGAAUCAGUAUGGCAAAUAUGGGGUUAUAGAUUCUCUCCCUCCUAUGCUAAGAGCUUCAUGUCUGAGCAGGAAUUUGAACUCCAGUCUUUCCUGUCCAAAAUCCAGCGCUUUCUUUGCAUUGAUGUCACAUUAUAUUGUAUGCCUGUGCUGAGAAGACAUAAGCCUUUAGCAGAAUAGAGGAAGCUCUGAACCUACAGAGGUUGUUGGCCUCAAAAUUCCCAUUAGCCUCAACUAAUACCUCCAGUGGCCAGGGAUGAUGGGGACUGUAGUUGCAACAGGAGAGCUACAGGUUCUCAGCUCUGCUUUAGCCCUUGCUUAAAAUGUCUGCCUGCCAUUUUCUAGAAGUGAAAUCCACAAGGUACCAGGCUUAGUCACACAGAGGACUGUGGCUUGCAAUGUUGAUCACUUGCAUUCUGUGGUUCUGCUUCAACCAGCCUCUGCUAGUGCACCAUUUAGGUCAGGCAUAGGCAAACUCGGCCCUCCAGAUGUUUUGAGACUACAAUUCCCAUCAUCCCUGACCACUGGUCCUGUUAGCUAGGGAUUUGUAGUCCCGAAACAUCUGGAGGGCUGAGUUUGCCGAUGCCUGACUUAGGUUGAUUCUAAACAACAAGACAUUGUGUUAAUGUUAAGGAUGGUGCUGUGGUCUAAACCACUGAGCCUCUUGGGCUUGCCAAACAGAAGGUUGGCAGUUCGAAUCCCCACGAUGGGGUGAGCUCUCAUUGCUCUGUCCCAGCUCCUGCCAACCUAGCAGUUUGAAAGCACACCAGUGCAAGUAGAUAAAUAGGUACCGCUCAAGCGGGAAGGUAAGCGGUAUUUCUGUGUGCUUGUCCUCCGUGCACCAGAUGAGGUUUAGUCAUGCUGGCCAGAAAGCUGUCUGCUGACAAACGCCGGCUCCCUCGGCCUGAAAGCAAGAUGAGCGCCGCAACCCCAUAGUCGCCUUUGACUGGACUUAACUGUCUAGGAGUCCUUUACCUCUUUUUUUUUUAACCUACAUAAAUUUGACAUGUGCUUCUCAUAUAUACAACUGACAGGCAGAUAGCUGAGUGUCUUUUUAACUUACUACUUUUCCUUUUUUUAUUCCUUUACUAUUUUAUUACGCCUUUAAUAUUUUUAUAUCUGUGUUAUCUUUUCUUUUCCUUUAUUGCUUUGUGCUUGCUUCUGCCGUGCUCUGCUGCUUUGUGGGGGGUUUUUUUUUAAUCCUCCACUCAGGGUUAAUGAAGGGUUUGCAUACAGAUGAAGCUGUCGGAUGGUUGGCAAAGGACCCUAUGUGAGAGGCAGGCAAGGGAAGCUCUCCCAGGUGAGAUCUGAAAGGGUUCACAUCUUUCCAGGUGGGACAAGUUAAGAUCUACCUAUGAGAGAGGACUUUCCGUUAUUUUUGUUUAGAAGAAGAAGAAGAAGAAGAGUUUGGAUUUGAUAUCCCGCCUUUCACUCCCCUUCAGGAGUCUCAAAGCGGCUAACAUUCUCCUUUCCCUUCCUCCCCCACAACAAACACUCUGUGGGGUGAGUGGGGCUGAGAGACUUCAAAGAAGUGUGACUGGCCCAAGGUCACCCAGCAGCUGCAUGUGGAGGAGCGGAGACUCGAACCCGGUUACCCAGAUUACGAGACUACCGCUCUUAACCACUACACCACACUGGCUCUAGAUUAGUGUGUGUUUUUUAUUGUGUUGUACUAUGAAAGGUCUUAAUAAAAUCUGAUUGGGGGGAAAUUACAUAAAUUGGCGUGUGCUAUAGAAGAGUUUUGAACUCCUUGAUGCAUGAAGCUGGGAUAGCUCAGUCGGCAGAGCAUGAGACUUUUAAUCUCAGGGUUGUGGGUUCGAGACCCACGUUGGACUAAAGAUUCCUGUAUUGCAGGGGGUUGGACUAGAUGAUCUUUGUGGUCCCUUCCAAUUCUACAGUUCUGUGAUUCUGUGAAGCAUCGCCCAUUGGUCAAAGGAAGAAGGAGCUGUCUUUUACUGAGCCAAACCUACGGAAAUGGUGGGGAAGCUUCAUUUUCCCUCAGAGUGACUUGGAAGUGGCUUGUUCCCUAUUUAAGGACAAACCGGAUGUUACUUCAUCGCAUGUGCUGGAAUCAUAGAAUUGUAGAAUUGGAAGGUACCCUCAGGAUCAUCUAGUCCAACCCCCUGCAAUUCAGGAAUAUUCAGCUGUCCCAUACGAGGAUCGAACCUGCCACCUUGCUGUUAGCAGCACCACGCUCUAACCCAGGCAUAGGCAAACGCAGCCCUCCAGAUGUUUUGGGACUACAACUCCCAUCAUCCCUGACCACUGGUCCUAUUUGCUAGGGAUGAUGGGAGUUGUAGUCCCAAAACAUCUGGAAUGCCGAGUUUGGGGGUGCCUGGUUUAACAGCUCCUGUAAGUGUCCCCCGCCCCCCACCUUGAAUACUACAGUGGCACCCUCAGGUUACAUACGCUUCAGGUUACAGACUCCGCUAACCCAGAAAUAGUACCUCGGGUUAAGAACUUUGCCUCAGGAUGAGAACAGAAAUUGUGUGGCAGUUGGAGGCCCCAUUAGCUAAAGUGGUACCUUUGCCUAUGCCUGAUCUAACCAACUGAGUUAUCCAGACAGUUUAGCUUUGGUUUGCUUAGUUUCUUGUCUUGCCGUUGGUUUUGCAUGGUUUUUGGAGAGGUGAAAUACACAUUUACAAAAUAAAACAUCCAGCCUGAGUUAAUGGGGUCUGAAUCACUCAGGUGGCUGCAAGCAACCUCUUCCCUUUCCACAGCAUCCCUGCAGCCAUUGUCUGUGAAACCCCGAGCCUUGGUUAUUUAAGAGACAUAUUACUAUCUGCUCUUCUAGUUUGAUUAUACAAAAGAGUAAAGAUUUACAUGAUGAAACCACCAGGAAUGUUAAGGGGAACAAGUAUGCAAUAAUUUUGUGAUCAAAAGGAACGUUCCUCACUAUUAAAAUUCUGAAGGCACACGAAAUAUGAGGUUCAAAGUAGGAUUCUAAUAUGCAAGUUGGGAUACUGGGCUUUGACACUCUCUCUUUCUUUUUGUGCUGAUUGAAGAAGACUGCUCACUCUGCUCAAAAGACAAGGUAAACUAAGAAUAAAUAUCAUUUAAAAAAAAAAAAGACAAGGUAAACUAAGUUUGAUGCUUUCUGAGACCAUGGUUAUCAUGUCAGGGAGUUUAAAAUAUUUGUGAUCUUGGAUGCUUUAGAGUGCCUUUUAUGUACACUCUAGCAUUUUUACGAUUCUUGCCUUCACAGGAGCUUAAUGAAACUCAGUCCCGUUCCCUGUGUAUAGUAAAUGGUGAUAUGCUCCGAUUCACUUCAUUUCCUUACUGAUGAGAUUUAUUCUCCUUAUUUCAAAUUGCAAGAGUUGCUGAAUGCACUAUGCUGACUCAUAGUUUUGAUUUUGAUUUCGGCGCCGUGUUGUUGUUUUUUCUGGUGGUUUGUUUUGUAAUCGCCUUAGUCAUGUCAAUAAAAAAGCUGUUCGGCUUCUGAGGUUUUUGUCGAGUUAAGCCUAGGCUUUGCCAAUGAAUCACUGAAAAGGUGUGAUGUCAAAAAUCUCUUGUGGGAUUGCGGUUCUUGAAAUGCGCAGUGGAGAUUUCAACAGGUGAGGUGGGCUAAAUGAACAACUCUCUUUUUUAAAUCUCUGCCCAGGCUGGUGCACAAGGAGGAUCGCCUGCCUCCAGCCUGCUUGUGUAACACUGUGCCCUGUGCUUGUGUAACACUGUGCACACUCACCUUCCCAGACAGGCAGAGAAGCAAAUCUGUGAAAGUAGAGCUAUACUGUGGUACCUCAGGUUACAUAGGCUUCAGGUUACAGACUCCGCUAACCCAGAAAUAUUACCUCAGGUUAAGAACUUUGCUUCAGGAUGAGAACAGAAAUCGUGCUCCGGCGGCACGGCAGCAGCAGGAGGCCCCAUUAGCUAAAGUGGUGCUUCAGGUUAAGAACAGUUUCAGGUUAAGAACGGACCUCUGGAACGAAUUAAGUACUUAACCUGAGGUACCACUGUAAAGCCAAGUGAGAAGCAGUGUUAGAAAUCCCCCAGGCACCAGGUGCGUUUUAUGACUUGUGCAGGUCCAAUUGUGACCACGUGGAGAUCUCUGGAUGCCAGAUUAGCGUCGUCUCCACUUGGCUGGCCCCUCCAGCUUUCUUAAGAUGGUAAGCAGAAUAGCUUAUUUAUUGCAUUCAUACCACAUCUUUUUCUUCAAGGAGUUCAUAGUUCACCCCCUCCUCCAUUAAUCCCUGAGGUAGGGGUAAGAGACUGCGACUGGUCCAAGGACACGCAGUGAUCUUCAUGACUGAGUGGGGAUUUGAACCCUGAUCUCCCAGGUCCUAGUCUGACACUCUAACCCAGGCAUAGGCAAACUCAGCCCUCCAGAUGUUUUGGGACUACAACUCCCAUCAUCCCUGACCACUAGUCCUGUUCUUGCUAGGGAUGAUGGGAGUUGUAGUCCCAAAACAUCUGGAGGGCCGAGUUUGCCUAUGCCUGCUCUAACCACUACACCACACUGGCUUCCUAGAGUACUUCUGAUAUGGGGCAGCUAUAGAAAUAUAGUAGGUAAGUAAAUAUGAGGAAAGCAAAAUGUCCCUUAGGAAAGGAUCUGAAGUCUUUUCCUUGAAGCUUGAAUUUGUUUCAUUCUGUAUUGUUUCAUUUGAUGUUUUAAUGUGUUGUAAAAUGCUUUGAAGUUUUUUUAUUUAAAAUAUAAAGUGGUAUAGAAAUGCGAUGAUGAUGAUGAUUAUAUUUCACUAGGAAUGAAAAAGUGGCACCUAGACAUUCCGCUGUGGUGGCCAUGAGCGUAAGGUGCCAUUUGGCAAUUAAUUUAUACAGUCGUACCUUGGAAGUCGAACGGAAUCCGUUCUGGAAGUCCGUCCGACUUCCAAAAUGUUUGGAAACCAAAGCGCGGCUUCUGAUUGGUUGCAGGAAGCUCCUGCAGCCAAUCAGAAGCUGCAGAAGCUCCAUCGGACGUUCGGGUUCCAAAGAACAUUCGCAAACUGGAACACUCACUUCCGGAUUUGCGGCGUUCAGGAGCCGAAACAUCUGAGUACCAAGGGGUUCGGGAUCCAAGGUAUAUAUAAGGUUCUAAUACCGAUGAGCAGCCAAAAUAGUACUGGGUAGUUAGGGUCUGGUGGCUCUCAGAAACAGCUCAAUCGCCCUGCCUUUUCCUGGAACUGCUGGGAUCCAGAGUUGGUGUGCGACUUGUCUCUCCCUUCCCAGUAGAGCAGGUGGGCUGCUAAGCACUCCAUCUCUGGACCUCAGCUUUGACUCAGGCCCAUCAGUCUUUCCAUUUCAGAGGUCUUGGAGUGGUUAGGAUGGAGGGUCCAGAAUUAGGAAACGGGGCAUGAAAAGAGGUGGUAGAGUCCCCUCUGUUCAAGCUCCUUUGUGUGGGGUGUCAUUUGGGGGAUGUGGCUUCUGGUAGGGAUCCAUGCCACAGGACGUUGCUUCCUGUUCUCUUUGGAGCAGGUCUGGUCAGGUCUGAGGUUCAACCACUCAUGUGUAAAUCUGUUGAGAACAGAGCAUUGCCUUCUCAGCAUAGGACUGUCUUCUCCACUUUGGUAGAACUCCAUUCCUGUUUACUUUAGGAGCCUGCACCAGGGGAUUGUGGCAAAUGCAAUUGCUCUCAAUAGGCAUGCAUUGCUUCAGUGUUGGGGCCAGCUCUGCACGUAUAUGGUUUCCUGUGUUACGAAAUCAGUUGUGGUAGGAGAACCCGCUUGUGUGGAAGUUGUGUGUGUGUGUGUGUGUGUGUGCAACAGAGCAUGCACAGAUCUUUGGAUUCAACUCUUCCCGGGGCUCGCUCUUUCUUUUGUCUGAUCUGCUUGCCUCAUGCUUGGGAUAAAAGCGAGUCUAGGCAGCUGAGUCAUUUCAUGAGUGCGUUUGGCAAGUUGAAAAACUUUCCCUGGCUGGGAGGUUCACUACGACAGAAGCUAAAGCUUCCUUUUAUCGUGUUUGUUUCUGUUUUUGCAGGGCAGGGACACGGUUGCCAAGGGUCCAGAAUUUGGCUAGCCUUUUGGAGCUCCUGGAGAGCUGCCAGAAUUAGUCUGUGCGUGAUUUCGUUCUUACUUUUGGCCCAUCCCCACCCCCCGGUACACUUAAAAUAAUAAUAAUAAUAAUAAUAAUCUGUGCAAUGCAGCCGAGGCCAAAGGGGUCAGAUUAUUGUGUACGUACAAGUCUGCCCAGUUUGAAAUGGUCACUGGUCGGCACCUUCUAAUUGGGUUCCUGCUGGCUCCAAGCUGUCUCUUCUUGGUCCAGCUGUUCUACCUAUACUUUGGCUGCUGGUGAGGCAGACUUUGAACCUGCUUUCCAGGGCACUCGGUUACAGCAACUUUGCAGUGGAGGUGACAGUGUAUAGAAGAAGGCAACCCUAUUCUCUCCCCUGAGUUGGCUCUGGCAGCCUGCCCACCCUUGAAAUGACAUGAUGGGCCAAACAGCUUCAAGAAUGCAGAGCAGCAGUGCUGAUAAAGUCCUUCCCUGUGCCCAGGGUGAAUUUGAUUUAAAUCACAAUUUAAAUCACUAGUCAGUAAGACUUGCUUUAAACCAUUUUUUUUUUUACAGAAAGACUCAUUCUUGCUGGUAUCGUCUUAAUAUUUACAACCAGAGAAAGGUUUCAUUUUUGGAAUAAUGAAUUUUCAGAGUAGUUUUUACAGUUAUAUAUCAAAAAUUACUGGUUUGGUUAUACUAUUAGAAAUACAUAGACUGAUAAUUAUGAAAUUAUUGUGAGGUUUAAUAAGUGUUUAUAUUUGGACAACUUUUCUGCUGUACUUUAUUGGAAGGAGAAAAAUAAUCAUUUCCUUAAUAACAAUUUAAACAGUUUAUUUAACUAAAACAAUAACAUUAUAGCGUAUGUAUCCAUGUUUGUUAACUGAUGUGGUUAAACUUUUUUUAAAAAAAGACUGAGUUUUAGUACACAUGAAAAACUUCAAACAAAUCCUUAUUUCCUGAUGAAUAGCCUUUGGACUGCAAUGUAACUUAAAGAGAAAACUAUCUUUAGAAAUAUUUUUUCCUCCGUAAGCAUUUUAUUUUAAAAAUCCAAUUUAAAUUUUAAAAAAUGAUUUAAAUUUUUUAAAAAAUAAAAAACCCAUUAAUUUUUAUCCACCCUGCCUAUGCCUAAGAGAGGCAGAGAGAGCAAGUCCCUUCUGUCAGUCAAGUGUCUUUUGAUCUGUGUAUAUUGCCCUGUGCCCUUUCCGCUCCAUGCUUCCUGUCUCUAAGGCCUGAAUCUUGUAUUAUCUGUUUCCUUACACCAGCUAGGUUUGGGGUUGGUUGUGGUUAACGGUGCUUUUCUGCAGCUUCCUUAGACCAAGUCCCGGUCUGUCCGUCCCUGCAAGUCUCUGCAUUUCCCCAUUAGUUACUUUUAGUGUUUUCUAAAGUGCCUUCUAAAGGCUUAAUUCCUGCACAAUAUGCUUACAUGUACAUGUCUGUAUGCAUGGUCUGUACCUGAGCUCACUAGUUAUUUCCUCUGCAUGUGCUUCUAAGUUUUUCUGUGGUAUUUGUGACAGCCCACCCUUUUCUAGGGGUAGCAUUCAGCCCACAUUUGUUUGUUUGUAUACAUGAGCAACAAGACAAAAAGAGCAAUACUGGCCUUUUUGAUAAACAUCAGAUAUAUUCAGCUUUCACUACACUGCAGCAUAAAAAAUGGCCAGUUAUACAAAAUUCCAAAAAAUGAGCAUGUUCACGCUUUUGUUCGUAUUGCUAAUAAAGUAUGCAGUUUUAUUCAUCUAUGCAGUACCCUCAUAUAUGUCACUUUAAACAAAAUGACAUUGUCCUUGAAACUUGUACUUUUCCAAGUUGUCAUCACCUGCUAGUUACUGCAGAGGCUAGUGGUUUUCUGUUCUGUUACCUUAAUAGUAAAAGAAACAUUAGAGUUUGGAAAUAGCUGAGCUUGCUGUCUGGAGUCAAGACUAUGAAAUCAAGGCAAGAAACUAUUUGCUCAAAAAUGUUCAUGGUUGCUAAAGGUGUUUGUAUUAUUUCAAGGAGUAGCAUGUUUGUCCACACACAGCCCAUUUAAUCAGUGGCCCAAAAUUAACAGGAAUUCCUAAAGCACAAUCUUAGAUUCCUGUGAUAAGCACAAGAUAAUGAUAAUUCUUCAAAUUAUCUGUUUUACCCCGCAGUCUUCCAGUAAAAUCAGUAGAUUACUUAAAGUGAAACAGAUAGCUUCAGUUUAUUAAAAGUUAAAACUUUUUCAGAGUUCCCAUAAUUUACACUUGAGCAGUAGUCUGUUUGUCAAUACACUCUUGCAAGGCAAUCUCUUUAUUUUUUUGUAAAUUUGUGUGGAUCUUUGCAUUGGGUCACCCCAAAUUCACCAUCAGAUCACAUAGCAUGUCCAUGGCUAUAGCCUGCACGAAAAAAAAUCACGCACCCACUGUUGCGUGGGGCCGUAGUGGCGCAAAAACGUGGUUACAAAGCACGGAUCCACAUGGAUCCUCAGGAUUUUUGCAUUGCGUCACCCCAAAUUCACCAUCAGAUCACAUGUCUGUGGCCACAGCAUGAACCACAAAAAUCAUACAUCCACUGUUUCAUUCAGAAUAUUUUUUUUCUUGUUUUCCUCCUCUAUAAACUAGGUGCUUCUUAGACCAGUGUUAUAUGGUCUCGCGGCGCCCAUUUGCACUCUCUAUAUUCUGAACCUUAAAAAAAGAAAAGAAAAAUCAAGCCCAAGCCCUUGGCUACUGACUUCUAAAUCAGAUAGGCCUUUUUUUUUAGUUGAGACCAUAUAAAAAUGUACUUCAAAAUGGGUAAUGAAUGCACGUUUUUCAUGCGAAUAUUCUUUCCCCCCCCUUCUGUGUGUGUGUGUUUUCUGUACCAAUUGCUUAAUUUUACUAUAUUUAAAACCGUGUUCCAUUGGCCCUUUCCUAUCUUCGUAUUCCUUUCAGAACAGAGUCUCCGCGAGGUGCUUGUAAAAGCCCUAUAGAGUUGGCUUGUAAAGUGUUGAAUAGAAUCCUAAAACCUGUUAAGAAUUAAUAAGUUGGGGGGGGAGCAAGGGGGCAUGACAGUUAAACUUAAGUACACACUUUUGGGAGAAAUGGCUGCUCUUCUGAAAGAAAGUGAUGAGGGAAGCAAGCACUUUAUAGCGUUGGGUAACUGCCGCAUCUUGCCAUUUUAUUAGAUGGCACUUAAAAUUAUGAAAUUAAUUGCCCAGAGAGCAAAAAAUAUAAGGGGGUGAAGCAGUAAACGUGUUUAAAAAGGUUUGGCUAUUGCAGUUGACAUUUAUGUCAGAGGAUCUCGGAGGAGUGUUAAAACGUACACGUCCUGCUCUUAGAAAAGGCUAUCUCUUGUCGCUCUGCUUCAUUUGUGGAAAGUUUUAAGAGCAGCUGAGAGAAAUUUAAUAUGAGCAAUGAUUAGUUAUCUUUUGGCGCCCGGACAAGACAUCCAUUGUGUAGCUGUUCUCUUAUUGUGAACUUAUGAAAACUACCCUGAAUAUAUUAUGUCGCUUGAAAGCAAGGACUAAGCUUGCCUGCGUGUUGUUGCCUUUUUCAUCUCUUCCUUCCUUUAUAGUGUCGGGGCCGCACUUGCGUUCCGUUACCUCCAGAUGUUAAAAAUGGAAGGGUUGAAGACCAAAAAAAGCAUGUUAUUUCUAUAAGGAAGACAAAAGCUGGCAAUAAUCUGAUAGCAAACGUUCCAUACAUAAGGCGAACAAAACUUUCAGGGUCUUGCGGCCUUUUAAGGAGAGAGUUACAAGUCGCUUAAUUAUUAACAUUAGUGGACUGAGGUUUGGAAAUGAGGGAGGAAGAGUUUUUAUCAGUGAUUAACACUGGAAUUGGAACGAAAUCUAAGGCAUACUAAUAUUCAAUCCAAUUUGUAGUAUCAGUUAAGCAUUCCUAGGGUACCAAAUUAAUAUUGGCACCUGUCUAUCUCAAGAGGCAAUGGAGUGUGCUUCCUGGGGUGAAGCCAAACUGCUGUGCUAGCAGCACCGAAGUGCCCUACUCAGGGCACAAAACUGGGCAGGGUGCAUGGAGGUCUUGGGCUGCCCAGAGGACAAGACCCUCCUCUCGGCUUCGCUGGUAUGGUCCAAAGGAAAAGAAGUUUGGCACCAGCAUGUCUGCAAGAAUUGGCAGAAGGAGGCGUACAAUAUGCCAUCCAACUGUCUUAGGGACUCCACUCUGGAGUUGUAUCAGGUUUCCUCCUUAGCCUUUUCUUCUCCUGAAGAUGUCCUGCAAGGCAGCAGAGGUUUAGGAUCAGAGUUUUCCUUCUCCAAGAUGGGCUACCUUCCCAGGUUGACAAACCCAACCUGACCCUCACUUUCCUCUACAGCAGCCUUUCUCAACCUGUGGGUCCCCAGAUGUUGUUGAACUACAACUCCGAUCACCCCUAGCUAGCAAGGCCAGAGGUCAGGGAUGAUGGGAGUUCUAGUCCCACAACAUCUGGGGACCCACAGGUUGAGAACCGCUGCUCUACAGCAUGUGCAAAAACUGCCUCCUUGACCACUGGACCAACUCUUGGUCUCAUCCAUUCAAUCCACCAGAUCUUCAACAUGCAGGGGAAGUCCCUAAAUCACCAAGGGUUUGAGACCCAUUAUCAGUGUUUGAAAUUUGCCAGGGACAAUUUGAGUUCAGUGGGACUUCCUCCCAGGUGAGAAUGUAUAAGAAAUCAGUGGUACACGGCUUAACGCCCAUUGAUUUUGGUGACUUCAAGCAGUGCUCAGGCAAUAUGCCUGAACAGAAAAUCUCGUGUGUAGGAAGCACAGGGCGGGAUGUUGCUUGGCCCUGUGCCUCCUAUGUAUGCAAAGAGAUUUCCUGAUGAGGCAUAAGGCCUGAACAAGGCUUCCGCCUGGACCCAAUCCAGUGAAAUGCUGUUGGUGCAUUGGGAGCUGCUGUCCUUUGGGUAAACCCUUCUGACACUAGUUCAACCUCAGGUCUCCCUAAAAUAACAUUUCCUGCUCUAUAGUUUUUACAACCACUAGAAAGUCUGCUAGUGCACACCUCCCAUACAAGCGAUAGUGUCAGAAUGCAAGCUUUUUAUUCCCUCCCCCAUCCCGGAAUGUAUUAAUAUUAUAUAUACACCCCCCACCCCACCCACAUAAAUUACACUUUACGUUCUUUAGUAAAAGGAGAUGAUUCCUCUGGUUUUAUUUGGGGUGAGUGUAAUCUUUAUUGGUGUCAACAUUGGCCUGAUUAACACACAGUUACACAACUUGUUAGGCAAGUUUGUCCCAGCACUUCUCAUUCUCAUGACUAAUAGAAGCUUGGCAAGGCAGGAAGAUUUUUUUCAAAGGGGAUCUCUCUGCUUCUAGAAUGUGGCUGUCUUGUGCUUAGCUUAUUAAAAACAAUUGACAGACUUUUCAAUUUUUUUAUACAGUAAGUGAAUGGUGGAGAGAUGAUUCUGGACCUUUUCUUUGUUUCUGGGCAUUACCAAGGGUAAGGUAAAGGUAAAGGGACCCCUGACCGUUAGGUCCAGUCGUGACCGACUCUGGGGUUGCGGUGCUCAUCUCGCUUUACAGGCCGAGGGAGCUGGCGUACAGCUUCCGGGUCAUGUGGCCAACAUGACUAAGCCACUUCUGGAGAACCAGAGUAGCACAUGGAAACACCGUUUACCUUCCCGCCAGAGUGGUACCUAUUUAUCUACUUGCACUUUGAUGUGCUUUUGAACUGCUAGCUUGGCAGGAGCAGGGACUGAGCAAUGGGAAUUCACCCUGUCAUGGGGAUUCAAACCGCCAACCUUCUGAUCCUAGGCUCUAUGGUUUGGACCACAGCGCCACCCGCGUCCCAAGGGUACUUACCGCAUAUUGCAACUAAUACAGGUGUUCCCUGGUCCAAUUUGAUGGCAUCUACCUUCCGUUCAAAUGGGGUGUGAUGGGUAUGUGGCAACUUGAGUGCAUUUGCUGUGGGGGCAUGCCGUAUUCGAUGAAUUAAUAUUCAGUGAGAUUGGCUCUACUAACUUCCUUAUUCGGGCUGUGCCAGUUAGGGUACAGAUUUUGUGUCUAAAUGACUGGCCACAACAUACUCCAAACAGUUCUUUAAGAUCCACAAAGAAUUCCCUUUUCAUUAUUCUGCGAAAGUGACACUUUCAUACUGAAAGCGUUUCCCAACUUUAAAUUUAAAACCCAUCUCCCAGUGCCAUGGCUAGGAGCUCCAGGUGUGUUUAACCAAAACAAACAAAGAUGUUGGGACAUCCAGUCACAAACUAGUGUUGCUUCUCGUUUGGCAUUUAUGUGGAGUGGAUACGGAGUUUUAAUUCGCUUUAUAUAUCCAAACAAUUCAGAUUAAAGUUUUCAUAAUGGAGGUGCAUUCACACAUUAGUUGUGACAUGGAGUCUGACCCAGAAUAUCUGUGGAAGAAUUCUGUGGAGCUUUAAAACUUGCAGUCCUACCAGCGCAGUUGCUACACUAAAAUAGAACAAUGCAGCCUCUUAUCAGUAUUACACACCUAAAGCACCUAAUAUAAUUAGUUAUUGUUCAAAAUUACAUACCAUAAUUAAGAGGCCACACUGUGGGUGUGCUUUUCUAGGUUGUACAAAAAGGACAGGGAGAGGUAGUAGCUGAUGAGAGGAGAUUCACGGAUGGUAUUUUGCUCCUUGACAGUCCCAUACUCAACAGAGCUCAUCUUCUUGUUGUUCUUCAAAAAGCUUUGCUGAUUCUGUGUGUGUGACUCACUGCCAAUGUGUUUACCUGAGAAUAAGCACUUUCUGUUUAUACAUGUGUGGGUUAUUUAUCCCCAUGUCACUGGAAAAUUAAGGCACAUUGACCUGCACUCAGAAUGUUUGUUGAAGGAAGACCUUUGUGUAAAUCUGGUAGUUGGGGCAAGUCAUGGGUCUUGUUUACUGGCGUUUAAAGUGUCACUGAUACAGUAGCUGUCUGCAUUAACACCUCGCUUACAUGAAUUGAGCAGUUUCCCUGAGUUUCUGCACAAUCCCGUAUACCUACACAAUUCAAAAAAUUUGCAGUAAGCAUACCAGCUUGGUUUGGGCUAGACUAUCAGUAGGGCUUGUUCCUAGCAAACUGUUUUUUCAUGCUGGAAAAAUAAUAGUGCGAAACCAAAUCGUACAUGUGACAUUUCUAAACUACAAAGGGAAUUACAUUUUAUCGCCAAACUUGCUAGGUGCUUGGAGGUGGAGUACUUAGCAGUUAAAUAAAAUGACUUAAAAGAAAGAAAGAAAAAUGCAGUAUUUGAAAAGUGAUAACCCUGCGUACUAAUGUGAGACACAUGGAUCCCCCUUGCAUUGCUGAGCUGUAUAUAAUUUGUCAAUCAAGGAAAACUCUUGGUGCGUUUGGUGAAGUGGGAGGUGGCCUAUGAAAGCUUUCGCUUUUGUUCAUUUUGUAAAGUUGUCACCAGGCUCUUGGUUUUUAUUGCGAUACGCAGCGUGAAAAUAAGGCAAAGUGUGAGUAUUUGGCACACGUCCUAAGUUGUCACUAUUAACUUUAUCUUUUCUUGCUUUGAAAGCUUGUUUGUUUGCUUCUUAUGACAGUACUUUUGUAUUCCAGCUAUUCUGCAGACAGAUAAGAAGGGAAGUAUUUCUAAGGUAAUCUGAGAGGAAAUAACUAUGAUAAUAGAUUUUGUUUCAUUAGGGUGAAAAAGUAAAAGACGAUGCUUGAAAACUUUGAUGUGCAUGAUUAAUAGAAGCAGUGCUAUUAAAGUCUACCACACCCACAGGAAUAUUGGAUCCUAUUAUGCUAUGAUUAUAAUACAUUAAUUUGGCAUACACUCUUUACUGGAAAAGUGUAGCUUGCUUCUCGGUGGUGUUUUCUUUAAGCUGGCUGAGAAAAUACAGGUAGCCAGUUCUGAAAUGAUGGGCUAGAUUAACAAGUGGAAUCUGCUUUUAACCACAGUGGGGGUUGUUCAAAAUAAAUUUAAAAUAGGUCUGUGGGAAGCACGAGAGCCUCUGCAGAGCUAAAGGAUUUAUAUAGAUUUUAAACCAAUUGUGGUUUUAAAAGCAGCACAGUAUUUUUAUAGCAGGCAGGCAUGGCUACUUUAGACUGUGCAGCUGUCCGUACCAUUACUGAAGCUGGUGCGAUACCGCCUCAUUCCUUCACAAUAUACAUUUUUGCUUUAAACAGCAUAUUCCUCAUUAGAUGUCUAAAGCAGAUGCCCUGAGCUACUGGUGUAAAAACUCCUUGAAGAGUUUCUCAUUGCAUUAUGGAAGGAGCGUUUGACUCCAGAGACAGUAUGAGUGUUGAUUUGUUGUCUUGUCUAAAGUAAGUUCCUUGUGGAGUUUGAUGGGUUUUAUCAAUUUACCUGGUACCAUGUAAUGCAUAAUUACCUCUCUGGUGUUUACUAAUGUUAAUUGUUAACAGUGAAAUCUGAUAAGAGUGGGAGAUCUGAUAAGCAAACUACAGUGCCUAUGCCUUUCUUAAGGAUGGAGUUCAAUACUCCUCAAAUUCAUGCAUGCUCUGCUGUUCCCCUGCUGAAGAGAGAGGCGUAGUGGUCAUAUUUACAAGUUUGCAGGAAUUAGGAGUACAAUAUAGAUUAUAGAACUUAAUUAUUUUGAUGCUUAGCUUUUAUUUUCCUCCACUCCAACCCCCAGCGAACACAAAGAAGACGAUCUUCCUUCCUGUGAUAGAAAAUAGAAAACCACUUUGAGUGGUUUACUUCUUAAUUGUUUAAGCAAGAAAUUAAGAAUAAAAAGGUCCUUUAAAACAGUGUUUGGGGAAAGUGUUCAGGUCUACUCUUGAAUGUUGAAAAUUUAACUUAAGCAGGUUUUUAUUACAGAUCACAGUACUGAUUAUAUCAGCUCCCCAGCCCCACCCCUGAUAUUGGCUAUUUAAAGUACUUUGCAACUGAGACAGUUGAUCUGUUCUGCUUAAAAACUAAGGAGCAUUUACAUACAAGUUGGUUAUGUGCUUCUAUGUUAAAAUUGUUAUUAUUAUAUGUUGAUAUUAAGUAGCAUGAAUUACUGGGCAAGCAAUAUUCCAUAUUGUUUUCUGUUUUGCUGUUUCCCACACAAGCCCUCUUAACUUCUGAAUAAUAAUAAUAAUAAUAAUAAUAAUAAUAAUAAUUUAUACCCUACCCAUCUUCCUGGGUUUCCCCAGCCACUCUGGGUGGCUCCCAAAAUAAUAAUAAUAAUAAUAAUAAUAAUAAUAAUGCAAUAAAAUAAUCAAAUAUUGAAAACUUCCCUUACUUCUGGUACAUGCACUUGAUGAAAGCUGAACAGUCUUUCAUGUACUUUGUGGUGGUCCAUCUUUCUUCUUUACAUCUCCCUUCUUUCCACACUACUGUUAUGUAGCUAUAUUUAGGGGUCCCAAAACCACAGCAGCACUGACACCUGAAAACUGGGUCUGGUAACUGGCACCUUGCCAAUGGCUCUCAGGCAAGCUUUGAGGCCCCAGCACCUCUCACUUAAGUGCUGCAUGAAAGGAAAGGCAACAAACUGAAAGCAGCAACAAGAACAACCUCUGUGCUGGUGUCCCUGACUGGCAACCCUUGGAUUAGAGGGAAGCAAUGUUUUUGGGCCGGUGGGCACAUUUUGGACUUUGAGAGAGUGCUGAAGGCACCAGACACAAAAUUCCUUGGAAUAACACAAAAUGGCUCGGGGGCUGGGCGGCCUGGUAUAACACAGAAUUGAGAGAGUAGAGUCGUACCUUGGUUUUCGAACAGCUUAGUUCUCGAAUGUUUUGGCUCCCGAAUGCCACAAACCCGGAAGUGAGUGUUCCGGUUUUGAAAACGUUUUUUGGAAGCCGAACGUCCGACGCGGCUUCUGAUUGAGUGCAGAAAGCUCUUGCAGUCAACUGGAAUCUGUGCAUUGGUUUUCAGACGUUUUUGGAUUCCGUUCAAAAACCAAGGUACGACUGUACAGUCAUAGUGAAGCUUUCCCCAUAAUUGUAUUUCCAUACUAGAUAAGGCUUAACUGAUUUCUGCCUUCCAUAGGCCCAAGAACCUUGUUUUCCCCCCAAUAUCAACCCUAAAGCAAAGCCUAGGCUGCCAUCCUGUACCCACUUAAUAGAUUAAAAGGUAAAGGGACCCCUGACCAUUAGGUCCAGUCGCGGACGACUCUGGGAUUGCGGUGCUCAUCUUGCUUUAUUGGCCGAGGGAACCAGCAUACAGCUUCCAGGUCAUGUGGUCAGCAUGACUAAGCCGCUUCUGGCGAACCAGAGCAGCACAGAAACGCCAUUUACCUUCCUGCCAGAGCGGUACCUAUUUAUCUACUUGCAUUUUGACAUGCUUUUGAACUGCUAGGCUGGCAGGAGCUGGAACCAAGCAACAGCAGCUCACCCCAUCGCGGAGAUUCGAACCACCGACCUUCUGAUCAGCAAGCCCUAGGCUCUGUGGUUUAACCCACAGCGCUACCUGCAUCCCAUACUUAAUAAAUUAAGCCCUAUUAAACCCAAGGAGAUGUACUUCUGAUGGUUUCUAAGGGGGAAAACAGUGACAAACUAUAGAGAUCCCAAGGACAAUAAGACAAGAGCAGGAAAAUUGCAGUAAACGGGAGGGAUUCCUCUUGCCUCAUGGCCAAAUAACUCAUUAAUCAGUCACACCUCUGCUUUGGUCUUUGGCCAAAAACAUUGACAGGUGGGAGCAGUAUGGCUGUCUCAUUUCCUAGAUCUCGCUUAGAAGGCUACCUCCACAUUUGGCAUCAUAACUUUCUAAGAGGCCUAGAGACCUACUUUAAAAGCUCACAGCCUAGGGGCACCAACGAAAGCCUUUGUGGGUGCCAUGGUUCCCCAGGGGCACCAGGUUGGCAACUCACGAUCUAAUCUGGUUCCCAGGAAAUUUGGUUGCCUCACGUUUUCAACGCCCAAAUUCAAACCGCACCCUGAGACCAUGCAGCCCAACCGGGAUUUUUUACUUCAAGUCUGCAAUCCAAUGUGCACAUGCAGGAGUAAAAGUCCCUUUCAACUCAGUAGGACCUACUUCCGAGUAAGCUCGCCUGGGGAUUGUGCUGCGUAUUAUCUUAGCGUCAUGUGGGCAUCUCACAAAGUGUAAACCUCACGCUCAGCAGACUGUAUUGGAGCUGUGCCAUGUUUUUCGGAUAGCUUUUUACCUGGCGACAUAGGGAAUAACAUAGCCACAUUUUUCAUACUAUCUCUUGCAAUAAAAGCAUGCGUAUAUUUGCAGUUCUUCCUGUGCUCAGUGAGCAUCAUUUCAACCUUUCAACGCACAUUUUUUAAUUUUGUUUUCUACCUGCCUGUUAUUUUUAUGAUUUAUCCAUUUGCUAAGGGACACCAGGUGAAAUGUGGAAUAAGGCAAAACACCGAUGUGUUUGUAAACUUGUAGGGGAAGUUAGAAUCUGAAAUAGAUGGGAGAGGUCGGCAAAUCCACCACCGCAUCUUUCACAAGAAGCCUCACUGAUCUUUGAGGCCUGUGAGCUUCUUUGGGUCUGGGAAAUGGGGAGAGAAACCAAGUGUCCCUCUCUUCCCACCCCACCCCACUUUGGUGUGUUUGUAGCUCUGUUGCUUCAGUGGUCAAGGAGAGGGAGUUCCUUGCUGCAGAAGCUUGUGGGAAGCAGGAAUUCAUAGCUCUGCUCAGGGUGAGAGCCUGCCUGGGUUGGAGUAUCGCUAAGUUGCUCAAAAGCCACAGAGUGAGAGUCUCUUGGCACAAGAGCAGGAGUCAGCAAACUUUUUCAGCAGGGGGCCGGUCCACUGUCCCUCAGACCUGGUGGAGGGCCGGACUAGAUUUUGAAAAAAAUAUAUGAACGAAUUCCUAUGCCCCACAAAUAACCCAGAGAUACAUUUUAAAUAAAAGCACACAUUCUACUCAUGUAAAAACACACUAAUUCCCGGACUGUCCAUGGGCCAGAUUUAGAAGGCGAUUGGGCCGAAUCCGGCCCCCAGGCCUUUGUUUGACUACCCAUGCACAAGAGUGUGAGAGACAAAGAGGGAGGGAGGGGGCUGCUAUAAGUGGGGGGGAAAUGGGGGGGAGACUGUUUUCAAGACCACUGGUUGGUUAUUUAAUCAGUUACAGUGGUACCUCGGGUUAAGUACUUGAUUUGUUCCGGAGGUCCGUACUUAACCUGAAACUGUUCUUAACCUAAAGCACCACUUUAGCUAAUGGGGCCUCCUGCUGCCGCCGCGCCGCCAGAGCACGAUUUCUGUUCUCAUCCUGAAGCAAAGUUCUUAACCCGAGGUACUAUUUCUGGGUUAGCGGACCCUGAAGCGUAUGUAACCCGAGGUACUACUGUAUUUAAUAGGUUUGAAUGUCUUGCAUAUGUUUUACAUAGUUAAAUUGAAAAUUUUUAAUUUUUGCCAUUGCAGUUAUUCUUGUUUACCAAACAACAGAAUUGUUAAUUUGUUGCCUAUUGGACCUGUUUAUGUGAUUUUUUGUAUUGUUGUUUUUCCUAUGUUUAUUUUUAUUACUUUGUCCCUUGUUGUGGGAUUGAAAAUAUUCAACAGAACAACAAGCUAGAAAUGCUGUUUAAAAAAUGUGGGAAAUUAUUCCAUUGCUGUUUCAAGAGUUGGCUUUGCAUGUUGAUGCAAACUUGAUAACUUAUGGGAUGUAUGCUAUAAUUGUGGAUUUAUUUUUUUUAAAAAAAAUUGUAAGGUGAAGCACUGUUGCUUAUAUAUUAAAUAAGCUUCUGGAAUUGAAUAGGACAAGCUGGGGAAUUAGGGGCCCCUUGCGGAAUAGAACUACUUGAUUUUAUUUUCUAUUUCAAAGCCAAUACUAAAUGGAUUAAUUUCUCCCGAACCAUUUUUACCAGGGCUUGCUUCUAAAUUGAAGUGAUUAUUGCUGGACUAAGUAGAGGGUUCAGUACACUCUUGAGAAUAACUUAGCCAUCCUUCUGACCUCACCCAGAAAAAAGGCUGUGUAUUUUGUAAGCCUUUAAGUAUGAUGUAGAAAUUGAACUAUUUUAUUUUUUUAAAACCGCUGUGCCAUUGAAUUGGCCUUUUCACAAAAGUAUUUUGCUUUUUAAUCUGUUUGCGCCUCAAAAAGCAUGCUGCUUAUAACCAAAGGAAAAAUAUUCUCAAUUACAGUUCAAUUUGUGUGAGUGCUAUUGCAUAUAAUAAUGUAAUGCUAGUAUUUAUAUAGCACUCUGACUACAUUGUCAAACUGCUUUGCAUAGCUUAGCUUGGUAAUCCCUACAACAGCCUAAAAAGGUAGGCCAGUAUCAGUGGUGAUGAUGAUGAUGAAUUAAAUUUAUAAUUAAUCAAAAGAUCUCAGGGCCGUUCACAUAUCACUGUUUAGCUUUCUCUCUUCUUUGCUCUGGCCCAUAAUGGCUUGUCUUAGACCAUCCGUUAAAUUCAUUGCUGAGGUGACAUUUGAAUUGUGUGCUUUGGCUCUUAGUCUAUGCUCUUAACAGCCAAACUAAUUUGCUUUCUAGUCUUCAGCUGCUGCCUUGUGAAUAUCAAGCUGCUCUCAAGUAAUUGCUCAAUUGUGUGUGCGCUUUUUUUUUUUUAAUGUUCUAAUAUAUUUAUACCCUGCCACAUAACCCAAGUGGUCCUCUAAGGGCAGUAGUAAUUCAGUAACACGUACGACUAACCACGAAAAAACACAGGCGCAUAGCAGAUUCACAUGCGCUCCCGAGUGCUUUAUCUGCCAAGGGGAAACCAGCUGGUAUUAGUACCAAUAAUUCCUUAUAAUAGAUGAGCCUUGUGUAAUAUCCAGUUUCGUUCCCUCUCCAUCUUCACUUCAAUCCCUAAACCCUUUGUAGACACUAUAUAAAGAAAUUACAGGCAUUGUUAUGGCAGAGUAGAGAACUGAUUAUUCUACUGCAGUAAUAAGACAGACGAGGGCUCGCUGUAUUAUAAUCAUGUAUCUUAAUUUCUGGAAAUAUUUGCUGUCGUGCGCCAAACAUGGAACGUGUAAGUGUGAGAGAGAUGUGGUCUAGUGUGCACAACAACUGCUUGAAAAUAGCUUAGAUCUUAUUUCAGUGCUUGUUUAUAGAGUUGAAGUCCACGCCCUUCAUUGUCUUUUAAUUUACUUUUAAUCGGUUUGCUCUUUCCACAAAGGGAAGUGUGGUCUCUGACUCAGCAGAGGUUUGAGAGAAAGGCAAAGGAACAGAUUUUUAGUGACCGCACCCCCACCCCACCCCCAAAAGCCCCCUGUACCACCUACUGGAGGGUCCUGUAACCUCAGAGCAGUUUUUUUUUUAGGGUGGGAAUAGGGAACUGUAGUGGGAAGAAGGAAAAUCUCCUCCUCCCCCUCCUACCUAUGGGAGCAUCCAUUCGAUUUCCAUUACACUACAGUAUAGACAAUUCUGUAUCCAGUCAAGGUUGUCUUCUCUUUUACAUUGAUUGAUAAUUCAGAGAGGGUUCUUUACAGUGCAAAUAUAUACUUUCUCCCACCCCCAUUCUCCCUUCCAUUGUAUUGCCAGGAAACUCAGAAUUCGGAAGUAUUUACUCUUUAUAAUGUCUUGGCUGUAUCAAUAUUUUUCGAAAGCCAUUGUAGUCUAAAUAAUGCUUUAAGAUAGUGCAAAUAUACAAAUAUAUGGUCCAUUUUAUAGCUCAGAUAACUAUAAUAGCAGAUUCAAUCUGUCAUGCCUCCCUUUGCAUUUGCAACCCGGCGAGUGUGUGGUGCAAUAUGGUAUAUCCAUUUACCUGUCUUCUCUGCUUCAUCUUUAAGCAUUUUAGCUGCUAAAACAUUAAUUGGCUAUUAGUUCCCAUCAGAAAUCUAGCUGCAUGCUCAUGCUAUUUUCAGUGUGUGCGAGAGAGAGAAGUUUGCUCCUUGAUUAACACAGAGGGGUCACUUCACUGACCUUGUGCUCUCAAUGUCUGGUAAAAUAAGCCCAGAAGUUGUUCCUCUACAGGCAUCCUCAAACUCGGCCCUCCAGAUGUUUUGGGACUACAACUCCCAUCAUGCCUAGCUAACAGGACCAGUGGUCAGGGGUGAUGGGAGUUGUAGUCCCAAAACAUCUGGAGGGCCAAGUUUGAGGGUGCCUGCUGUAUAGGCAUCGAGAUCUCAUUCCUUUCUGAUGUCUUAAAAUCAGCCUAGAACAAAUUUCUGUCGAGUGGGUGGACAACUACUGUAUAUUUGACUAAUUUUAAUAAUAGCUUAAGACCUACUUCCACUCUACGUUAAAGUCAGAAAAUAGAAAGCCUCUUCCCCCAAUCUUUGUCACCUCCCCCAUGCUUCUUCAAGACAUUUCUUCCCUAGACAAUUCAUCAAUUUCAAUUUGGCACUGAAGAACAGCAUGGAUCUGUGUGUAAUGGAAGUGGACAAACAUUGCUCUAUUCCGUAUUUUGCUUGUCGCUUGAUUGAUUGGCAUGUUUCUCCUGGGCUGCCGGAGCACAGCAGUCUAAAGGUGUUUGGGUGUUGUUUUUCCAAGAGGGUUUUUUUUGGGGGGGGGCAGGAGGUUGCCCCCUUGAUUUUCUACACUUAGCCUAAAAUUAAGACCGAUCAAAAAGAACAAAAUCCUAUCAGUGUUUAAUUACUGUUUUCAAGCAAGGUGUUUUGCAAUUAAUGGCCAUAAGGCAUCAUUUUGACCCAUCAAGGCUGGUCAAGUUCUUUAUCGUAACUCCAUGAGGUUUUGGCUGUGAAACACUGUAGAAUCAAAACAGACAUAAAACACACAACGCUGAAAAAGCUGUCAAAUUGUGGCUCAGAGCUUGCCAGCGCAAAACCUGUUGUGGAAGAAGAGUUAGAAGAAGAACAACUGGAAACUGGUUCCUCCUCCUCACAUAUGUACAGGAAUAGGCUUCAUGCCAGCUCAGAUUUCGUGAUUUGUGAAAUCUAAGGUGGGAGGUAGGCAGCAAAACCUCUCAUAGGCACCUCUCUGUUGUUCCUAAACCCAGGUCUGCUGAAAGUCUGCCCGUACAUCUCAAACAAGUGUCAGCUUUCAAGUCUGUGAUCCUUGGAGAUAGGGAAGGCAACCGUCCCGGUACCUCCAUCAUGUCUAGAUCCAGACCUCCUGAGCACCUUUCCCUGAACUGUUUUUGAUUUUAAGGGCUUCUUUUGUGGUUCGAUUUUAAAUGCUCUUAGCUACGUCCAAAGGCUGUUUUCAACUGAAGAGCAGAAUAAGAUUACAAUACAGUGGUACCUUGGUUUGCAUACAUUUUGGAUUAUAAACACAUCAAAUCCGGAAGUGUGUGUCCCGGUUUGCAACCUUUUUUUGGAUUACAACCCAUUUUUUUGGGAUUACGAACAAUUUUUUGGGGGGAGGCCCCAUUGGCGAAAGCGUGCCUUGGGUUACAACCUGUUUUGGUUUACAAACGGACCUCCGGAACGGAUUAUGGUUGUAAACCAAGGUACCACUGUACAAUCAGGAAUAUCUGUAUUUGUACUCGGGGAGGGGGUCGUGCGUCUUGUCAAGGUUUUCUGGCCUCCAAUGAUAGUCAUGUUGCAAGUUGCAUAGAAGAUGCAAAUCCUAGGGAUGGUUUCUCGUAUGUGCUCACAGAAGUUAACAGUGAAUGUGGUUUGGCCAAAAAUAACAUGAAAAAUAUUGCAUAAAUAUGUAGUUCACUUUUAUCAAGGCCACAGAGCCAUCCCUCUCUUUCAGGAAUGGUAAUGAUCCAGAAUAAAGCACAUGACAUUCAUGCUCAGGUGUUAUUUAUACCUAAUAUGCACUAAGUGGUUGUUUGUCAUAGCUAAACACAGGUUCAUAUAUAUUGUGCCUUGAAUAUGAUUCUUCAUACAAAGGCAAGGUGUAAAUGCCAGAAUAAAUAAAUCUGAAAUAUACCCCCCUCCCCCACAAAAACUCACAAGCUCUAUAGAGAAUAUUUGACAGCUGCCGUAAAGUACAAUGAACGUUAGCUUUCUUUUUUUUGGCUUUAAUACUUUAGUUUUCUCUAAGUUGGCCAUGUGUUUGACAGCUUGAUAGAAAUGUGAUAGUAUGGCACAUUCAGCUUAACUUGAGUGUAAUGACUGAAGCUCCUAAAGGUAUAAUUUUGUAUUCAUGUGUCUACAUAAUCUCAUGUGAAAUGGAUUAUCUGCAUGGAUUUACCAGAAUAUCUGUAAUGCCUCACCUACGGUGUCAUUUUAAUGUGUCUGCUACAGAUAGCCUGGUGACACUCAGUGGAAAUACUAUUGCUUUUUUCAAUAAAGCAGCUAUUUCAUUAAAGGGUGUGCAGCCUUCGGCCCGAGUACCACGGGCAGGCUAAUUCCAUGCAGGUGCUGGGGGUGGGGAAUGGGGGGGGAAGAGAGGGGCAGAGAGAGAAAGUGGGGUUCUCCUCCCACUUUUGGCUUCAGCCUUGGAAAUCUCCAACAUGUGGCCCCCAAUUCUGUAGCCCGCAACAGGAAAAAAGUUUCCUCACCUAUGCUAUCAAAGGGUUUGUAACAAAAAAAGUUAAAUGCCUUGGUAGCUUUUAAUGUGAAUAUUAGUGGUUCUACAUGGUAUGCCCAUAUAUACAUAUCCCUAUUCCAUUCUUUUCAUUUUUAAGUUUUAAGUCAUAAAUUUUAUGUGGACGAAGACUCUUGCUCAUUGCUCAUUUUGAUGAGAAAUAGAUUGUUUGUUUUUUGUAAUUCUUUCAGCAUGCAGAGUACUUUUAAUGCCCUGCUACAUAGAUAGCCCAUACUCCCAUUUGCAACUGAAGAACUUUCAUCAAAAUAUACCUGCUAAAUGUGUAGAUGAUUAUGGAUUUGAACUCUGAUUUCUCAGUUUCUUUUUGUUGUCUGAUUUGAUUUUAACGUUCUGUGGAGAGGAAAUAUAGUAUUCCAAAUGUGGAUAUUCAUUUGGUUUUGUUAUAAUUCUAUGCUUGUAAAAGCAAAUUAAAAAUAUUACUAUAUAUCUAUAUCUAUAUCUAUAUUCCUUUUUAUGGCCACCGUGGAUCCAUUUGGAAAUGGAACAGGCAUACACAGUCGACUCUGAUUUGGAUGUGAGAGAUUAUUGACGAUAUUUAUUGCAGUAACCUUAUCCAGUUGGGAAUGCUUUGCUUUUGGCAACUAGAAACUGUCUAAAACAGGUCCACAGAAAAGUGACAGCAUGGGGGGGGGUAGCCAAGUUCCCUUGUGCAUUAAGAGUCCUUGUUGACAACCCCAGCUUUCAUGUAGCUGCACUGGAUUGGUAUUAAUGAAUCGCAAAUACUUGUUCCACACUGUAGUUCCAUCGGGAGAUAGUUCCCUAAUUCAGUUUGAGGCAAUGGUAGUAGUAUUCAGCAGCAUCCCAUUUACACGAUUCCUUGGACUGUUGGCUAAGGGUACUCAAGAGAGCUGUUUCUCAAUAAGUUUACACAGCUAGCCCUGGUGUCUGUCAAGGCUGAUCGUGCAAGUAAAGUAAUGUUUACAGCCCAUUACAUCUCCAGUAACUUCAGAGAGUAUAUAGAUCUGGAACAAGACGCAGAGAAAUAAUUAACGGAGAGAUGCGGAGUAUCAUGAGUCUUUAGGGUACAUGGGGAAAGGACUGUUGAUGUUCCAAGCUUGAUUUCACUGUGAAGUUUUCAAGAGAGGGAAGGCUAUUGAAAGUAAAGUACAGUGGAUACUCAGGUUGCGAUUAUGAUCCAUGCGGGAGGCACGUUUGCAACCCGCAGUGCCGUGUCCGCGCAUGCGUGGAUCGCGAUUCGGCGCUUCUGCGCAUGCGUGAGUGCCAAAACCCGGAAGUAAUCCGUUCCGGUACUUCCGGGUUCAGUUCGGUGCGCAACCCGAAAACACGCAACGUGAAGCGUCUGCAACCCAAGGUGUGACUGUAUCUUAGCUGUUGUGUUCCAUUUCAAAAAUGUAUGUUCAGCCUGUAAGUUGGCUUCUGCCUUGCAGCUCUCCUCAUACUUCCUCUAUAAAGUACUCUUGGUCCAUAGUCAAGUCUGAAGAACUCCCUGGUCCUGAAUGGGGUAAUUGUGUCCCUGAAAGACCAGGUGCGCAGCCUGGAAGUCAUUGUGGACUCACAGCUGUCCAUGGAGGCGCAGGUCAAUUCUGUGUCCAGGGCAGCUGUCUACCAGCUCCAUCUGGGACGCAGGGUAAGAUCCUACCUGCCCCCAGACUGUCUUGCCAGAGUGGCACAUGCUCUAGUUAACUCCGACUUGGACUACUGUAAUGCGCUCUACAUGAGGCUACCUUUAAAGGUGACCCAGAAACCACAACUAAUCCAGAAUGCGGCAGCUAGACUGGUGACUGGGAGUGGCUGCUGAGACCACAUAACACCGGUCCUGAAAGACCUACAUUGGCUCCCAGUACGUUUCUGAGCACAAUUCAGAGUGGUGGUGCUGACCUUUAAAGCCCUAAAUGGCCUCAGCCCAGUAUACCUGAAGGAGUGUCUCCACCCCCAUCAUUCAGCCUGGACACUGAGGUCCAGCUCCGAGGGCCUUCUGGGGGUUCCUUCACUGCGAGAAGCAAAGCUACAGGAAACCAGGCAGAGAGCCUUCUCGGUAGUGGCGCCCGCCUGUGUGGAACGCCCUCCCAUCAGAUGUCAAGGAUAUAAACAACUAUCUGACUUUUAGAAGACAUCUGAAGGCAGCCCUGUUUAGGGAAGUUUUUAAUGUUUGAUGUUUUAUUGUAUUUUUAAUACUUUGUUGGAAGCCGCCCAGAGUGGCUGGAGAAACCCAGCCAGAUGGGCCGGGUAUAAAUCAAUGAUUUUGAUGAUGAAGGUGCAUGAAGCACCAAUCUUGCUUUGUUUGGUCAGUGCUUACACCAAAACCCCAUGCAUGCCUCGUAGAGUUCCGUCAUGCUACGUAGGAAAUAAAUGCAACCAAUCAACAAUUUGUUGUUGUUACUUGACCUCUGUCUUUCUUUGCCAAUGACAAGGGAUGGCAGUGUAUUUAUGUGAUGGGAGGAAAUCCAGAAUGUGAAGCUUCUCCCAUCAUUAUUACAUCCCACUGAUGGAAAAAGCUUCACUCGCUAAUUUACCGCUUCAAAUGCCUAAAAACUUCUCAGCUUGCGUCUUAAUUCAGUGAACCCAUUAGCAUGGAUUCUGAUUUUAAGCCUAUCCUGAGGAGUGGGUGUAUUUAAUUUUUUAAAAAUUGUAUACUCGUUAAUUUAUUUGGUACAUAUGUGAAAGGCCAUUCAUAAAUUCAGUAGCAACAACGAUAACUUUCUAGGAUAGUAUGUAUUCAGCGAAAACAAAAUUACCAAGCCUCCUAUUUGCUCCUUAGGUAGUGUUUUAAUUUCUUAAGAGGUUUAGGCUCUGGCAGUUAGUAGGUUUGGGUUUUUUGUUUGUUUUCUUCACUGUUCUGUUAUUUAUUGGCUUGGGAAAAAUCGUGUUGGGUGUUCAUUUUUGUUCUCUUGGGGAAAAUAGAGAAGUUUUGUUGUUUUAUAUUAUCUGUUCACAUAGAAAGUAAUAGUUCUCCAUCCCAUAAAGCAAAACUUCUGAAAAUUGUAUGUUUUACUGAUGGUGCGUGCUGCUGAAUACUUAAAUCACUUAUCCCUGUGCCUUUUACUUACUUUGAAGGAGGAACCAUGAGCGUGGGGGGGGGGCAGCUGCCUCCCCCAAAUUAAAUCAAUAAAUAAGAAUACUUAACUAACAGCUUGGUUCUGCCCCCCACCAACAUAAAUCCUGUUGGUUCUGCCCCCCACCAACAUAAAUUGCUACGCCCAUGGGAGCAGCAAUAUUUCCCUGCUCUUCCAUCCUCAACAUCACCACAGCUGAAAUCUGCUUAGAUGAAAUCUUCCCUCAAGCCGUGCCCUACACUGUUGUCAGUGCCUCUAUUACAGCCUUAAUUUUAUAUCCUGCAUCCUUUGUGGAAAUGGAACUGUUUUUCUUAAAUAUUAGAGGCAAAUCUCGGUAAAGGUCUCCUUUCCCCCUUGUGACUUCACAGUGCUGGCCCCAAGGGUGACAACAUCUAUGAAUGGAGAUCGACUAUCUUAGGACCUCCGGGCUCAGUAUACGAAGGCGGAGUUUUCUUCCUCGAUAUCACAUUUACACCAGAAUACCCUUUCAAGCCUCCAAAGGUAAGAAAUGUGAUGCACGGUUAAUGUUUGCUUCCAGUGUGCGAUGCUCCCACUUGUUGGUCCACGGUAAACAGGUAUUCCGAGGCAUACCCAUAAUAUCUCUGGGAAUCAGAGGGCAUUCUGGGAAAGUGAGUGAGUGGCCGAAGGCCACCUCUUUCCUUACAAUACACCUAAACAAAAAAUGUGGCAUACGGGCUCACAUGACUGGAGUUUGCGGUGGCCACAGGUGCUGUCUUCGGGAAAGCAGGUAUGUAGUAAUAAUAAUAAUAAGAAAUAAUUUAUUUUUUAUUUAUUUAUACCCCUGUUGGGUGGCUCCCAACAGAAUAUUUAAAAUAUAAUCAAACAUCAAACAUUAAAAACUUCCCUAAACAGGGCUGCCUUCAGAUGUCUUUUAAAGAUAGGCUAGCUACUUAUUUCCUUCACAUCUGAAGGGAGGGUGUUCCACAGGGUGGGCACCACUACCAAGAAGGCCCUCUGCCUGGUUCCCUGUAACCUCACUUCUCACAGGGAGGGAACCGCCAGAAGGCCCUUGGAGCUGGACCUCAGUGUCUGGGCUGAAUGAUGGGGGUGGAGACGCUCCUUCAGGCAUACUGGACCGAGGCUGUUUAGGGCUUUAAAGGUCAGCACCAACACUUUGAAUUGUGCUCGGAAACGUACUGGGAGCCAAUGUAGGUCCUUCAGGAUUGGUGUUAUGUGGUCUCGGCGGCCGCUCCCAGUCACCAGUCUAGCUGCCGCCUUCUGGAUUAGUUGUAGUUUCUGGGUCACCUUCAAAGGUAGCCCCAUAGAGGGCAUUGCAGUAGUCCAAGCCGGAGAUAAUUAGAGCAUGCACCACUCUGGCGAGACAGUCUGCUGGCAGGUAGGGUCUCAGCCUGCAUACCAGAUGGAGCUGGUAGACAGCUGCCCUGGACACAGAAUUGACCUGCGCCUCCAUGGACAGCUGCGAGUCCAAAAUGACUCCCAGGCUGCGCACCUGGUCCUUCAGGGGCACAGUUGCCCCAUUCAGGACCAGUCCCCCACACCUGCCCACCCCCUGUCCCCCCAAAACAGUACUUCUGUCUUGUCAGGAUUCAACCUCAAUCUGUUAGCCGCCAUCCACCCUCCACCCUCCUCCAUACACUCACACAGGACCAUUGUACCCUUUGCCUGCCAUAUCGGACAAAGUAGGACCGCAACGGCAUGAAGGUGUUUUGAGAUAUUAGAUUACCCGUGAAGUGCCAUUUUGUUUUGUGUUUUCUUACUUUUUGCUUCAACAGCAAAGAUGGAUUUAGCCUUGUAUAACUACAAAGCACUUCGCUACCCUCACAUUCCGGUAUUUUUCCAUUUAUUAUUUCCGUUGUGGCUUAAUAUAUAGUCUCUGCUGUCUUAUUCACAUAUUUCACAUUUUGGAAGACAUCUUUUCUAUAAUUCCAGUAGGUUUGGCAAGCAAAGAUCCAGUUCCAUAGUUCAAGUCAGACAAAAACUGCUUAUAUGUUACUUACAAACAGCAAUAACUUGUUGCUGUUGACUACUUUUGUAAUCUUUCUAUUCAGUUUGCGCCUUUAAAUCAUGUUCAUUGAUAUUUCACAAAAAUUAUUUUUACAAUUUUUAUUUUUUUAAAAAAAUCCCUUUCAAAUGCUCUGAACUCUUGUUUUUCAUUUUAUUUUUAAACUGUUGUUUACAAUAGUACUAUAAAAAGCAUUUAAACAGUGCGCUUCAUCUAUUAGGAUCCCAAGCUUCUUCAAAAACUCUGAAAUAGCUGCGCUUUAAAACGAUAUAUCUUGUUAAUUGCCUUUGAAAAUGCAGUUGCCUGGUCAAUAAAACAGCACUCGAUAAAUAAUUUACUCAGUUAAGAAAGACCUAAUUUAGCAAAAGGCUUUUAAAUUUUUAGUUAAUCCUAAUUUUAUUAAUGUUUCUGGUGUCCUCAUUGUAUAACAAAAUACGGGAUUAUAAUCUUUGCUGUUUUCUCCCCCCGACCCCAAUUCUAAAUCGGGAUUCUUAAAUUCUCACACAAAUAUCUUCUGCUGAGUGAGAUGGGAGGUAUUCCGUGUGUGACAUUGAAAUCGUAUUCUGUGUAGAUUUUUCCUUGGCCUUCUGCAACCUUCCAGGGAUGUUACCAUACUUCAGAAAACAAGGUUGGAUCUAGACACAUUAAAAAAGUGAUUCAGUUAAACACGUUGUAAACUUCAUAAAGGGAAAUCCCGUUGGCAAAAGACAAGACUCCACAGCGCCAUCAGGUGUCACCGUGUUAUAAUUCAUAUAAAGUGUUUUUCCUUUACUAAUCUAGCUGAGUCUCAAGACAGAAAUAAGUAAAUUUUGAAUGAAUGGUUUAAUCACCCCUGCUUAAGCCUUGUAUCUUCUGACUCUAAUCCAAAUGAAUGGACCCUGGGUGGAUCUAAACACAAGGGGGAAACACUAUACAUAAGUAAGAAAUUAGAUGGUUUUAUUUUUGAUAAUAAUUUUAAUUAGUUUUCAGUUACAAUAAUCCAGUCAUAGCCUCAUUAUAACAAUGCCAAAUUAUAAUACAGUUACUAAUACCAAUCAUUCAGGUGCCAAAUUAUAGAAUUUAGGUGGCCCCCCGCAUAUUAGAAUUGAUGGUUUGAUGAUUUACUUUAUUUCUUCUUUCUAAAAUCUUACUAAUUUCAGUUACACUCCAGUCAAAAUAACAAUCCCUUAAACAACAACUGCAAUUUUAACGACUUUCAUUCGUAUUGACACAUUAAAUGAUUUAUAAGUCUACAGGCAAAGCAUUCAAACUAUAUCCUUGUUCUUUCUGUGUGUGGCUAGAAAUUAGAUUGUUUUAACAAAAGAAAAAAUCUCUAUGGAAAACGGCGCUUUAAAAUUUCCUGCUCUCUGGCGCCAUCUGGUGUUGCAUGUUUAUAGUGCAUUCAAAUCCCUGUUACUUUAGUAAUGUAGCUGAUUCCCCUGUCCUGCUACAUCUCUGGGUCAACCAGCAACCAUUUUCCUUAAAGCGGGGUCAGACAUUUCUGUAUUGUGGCCUACGCUGGCCUUGUGCGGGCUACAGAAUAUGCUUGUGAAAGACACUGUGUGUUUUCUAUACGAACACUGAGAAGGUGAGACCAAAUCAGUGUUUAACUAUCAUGGCAAUAAAUGAGAAGCAGCUCUGGUGGGUCAAAUUUUUAAAGCAGAAUAAUUUUUAUUUGUAUCAGCCACUAGCAAUAAAAUAAAAUGUACUGAAGAUAGAGGUAAAAACUUAACUCCUAGGACAGGGGUCAGCAAACUUUUUCAGCAUGGGGCCAGUCCACUAUCCCUCAAACCUCAGGCCGGACUAUAUUUUGAAGAAAAAUAUGAUUGAAUUCCUAUGCCCCACAGAUAAUCCAGAGAUGCAUUUUAAAUAAAAGGACACAUUCUACUCACGUAAAAACACACUGAUUCCCGGACCGUCCACGGGCCAGAUUUAGAAGGCGAUUGGGCCAGAUCCGGCCCCCGGGCCUUAGUUUGCCUACCCAUGCUCUAGGAAAUACAUUUUGUGGGUUUACAUCAAUAAUCAAAUAAUAUAAGGUAAAGGUAAAGGUACCCCUGCCUGUUCGGGCCAGUCUUGCCAGACUCUAGGGUUGUGCGCCCAUCUCACUUAAGAGGCCGGGGGCCAGCGCUGUCCAGAGACACUUCCGGGUCACGUGGCCAGCGUGACAAGCUGCAUCUGGCGAGCCAGUGCAGCACACGGAAACACCGUUUACCUUCCCGCUAGUAAGCGGUCCCUAUUUAUCUACUUGCACCCGGGGGUGCUUUCGAACUGCUAGGUUGGCAGGCGCUGGGACCGAGCAAAGGGAGCGCACCCCGCCGCGGGGAUUCGAACCGCCGACCUGACGAUCGGGAAGUCCUAGGCUCUGAGGUUUUACCCACAGCCCCACCCGCGUCCCUAAUCAAAUAAUAUAUCUUAUUCUAAUUGCCCCUGCUAAAAAUCUUGCAGUUUUUGCUGUCACCUGAUCAUCUUGAUCUGCUAGAAGGAAGGACACAGUAGCAAUGUUGAGUGACCUGGCAUGGACAAUAGUAGAGGGGUAAUAACCUCACUCCUCAAAUCUUUAGAAAGAGUGCAAACCAGAAGCACAUGAGCCACUGACUCAAUACUGUCAUCUCCACAUGGAAAUAACCAUUUCCCCAGCGGAAUUUUUUUGAAAGCAACCCUCAAGUACAGCCGAAGUCAUUACAUUCCAUCUUGCGAGAGUGAAAGCGCGCCUGCAUUUUGGAAUGCUCAAAUUUUGCAAAGAGGGUGUGCCAAAGUGUCAAAAGGACUAGGUGGAAAAUAAUCAUACAAUGGACAACAUUUUCUUAUCGUGGCCGGAUAACCUGCAUUCAGUUAACAUAGGCUGGAUCCAACCCAUAUUACUUAAUUACUUAAUCCUGAAUAACAGCUUUGCUGCCUCACCUCCAGGGCCAGUGCAGCCAUUAGGCAGGGGGGGAUGUUGCCACCUCAGGUGACAGAAGUCUCCGGGAUGGCACACCACCACUGGAGCCAAUUUUGGGUGAGAUCUUGCCCUCUCUCCUGAAAUUCUUUGCCAGUGGUGGAGGGGGAGUGGCAAGCAGUGAAAUGGGAUGUGCCGCCCCUGCUCACCUCUGCAGACAGGUAAACUACCUUCUUAGAAUUGUAGAGGUGGAAGGGACCAUGAGGGGUCAUCUUCUCCAAACCCCCCCCCCCCAAUGCAGAAAUCUUUUGCCCAAAGUGGGGCUCGAACCCUCAGCUCUGAGGUUAAGAGACUCAUGCUUUACUGACUGAGCUAUCCCAACAGGAGAGGAGAGAUAUUGGAGGUAUGUUCUGAGUGCUGGGAGAUCUCGACAGAGUUGAGCUAUUCUAUUCUUGGACCCAAUACAUCCAGAAUCAAAGUUAGCCUGGAGACUGGAGCAUGAUAGAAACUUUCUGGAUAUCUGACAACUUCAUUGUGGCGCAUAAAAAUACUUUUGUGCAGUUAAUGCAGUUUCUGGGAGACUUAUUCCAGACGACGUCAUCCAGUUUAGUUUCAUGCUACAUGUAUUGCACAUUACCCCCAAGCAUAUGUUUGAGUAGACUACUCCAGGCAUCUGUGCAAGCAAGCGCUUAAGGCUUUAAGGAAACCCAAAUUGUGUUACAGGCAUACACAUGUAACAGUAUACACACCCCCUCCACACAGACGGUCAUACGCAUUUUUUACAGGGGCUUUUUCUUUGGGGAUGGGGAUGCAGAAGUAGGAAAGACGUGAGUGCUUUAAUCUCACUCCACAAAAACUCAAGGCUUUUUCCACUGUGGAGUUUGAAACGUGUGUUUGGAGCUACAUAACACUUCUCCACUUAUUGCAAACCAGGCAUCAUACAUGCAGUUAGUGGAGGGGAGAGGAAACAAACAAGCUUUUUACUACCCACCCAAUUCUGCUCCUCAUACUACCGUAUUGGCACGAAUAUAAGCCACACUUUCCCCCCAAAAAAUUCUGACCGUGAAAAGUUAAAGUGCAGCUUACAUUCACAACCUUAUGGGCAGCAAGGCAGCGCGGCUCUCCCCCCCCCCCCGAAGUUGUACAGGUAUUGUCUUUUUUUCUUUCCCCCCUUCAAUUUUAAAGGUGCAGCUUAUUUGCGGGGGUGGCUUAUAUUCGAGCCAAUACGGUACUUUUCUUCUUCCCUCCACCUUUGCAGCAGCUGGUGUGACUGGCAGGGAUCCCAGAUUCAGCAGAUCACAAUCAUCUUAAGACAGGAAUCUGCUGAGUGCUCCAAAUUCAAUGCAGCCUGUCAUAUAUAGAUACAGAGAUACAGAUACAGAUGUAUACUUUUAGGCAUGUGUAUUUGUGUGACUGAUCCCAUCACCUCCUGGCAAAUAGAAGAGGAAGAAAUGGAGGCAGUGAGAGAUUUUACUUUCUUGGGCUCCAUGAUCACUGCAGAUGGUGACAGCACCCACGAAAUUAAAAGACGCCUGCUUCUUGGGAGAAAAGCAAUGACAAACCUAGACAGCAUCUUAAAAAGCAGAGACAUCACCUUGCCAACAAAGGUCCAUGUAGUUAAAGCUAUGGUUUUCCCAGUAGUGAUGUAUGGAAGUGAGAGCUGGACCAUAAAGAAGGCUGAUCGCCAAAGAAUUGAUGCUUUUGAAUUAUGGUGCUGGAGGAGACUCUUGAGAGUCCCAUGGACUGCAAGAAGAUCAAACCUAUGCAUUCUGAAGGAAAUCAGCCCUGAGUGCUCACUGGAAGGACAGAUCCUGAGAUGGAGAGCACAAGGAGAAGGGGAUGACAGAGGACGAGAUGGUUGGACAGAGUUCUCGAAGCUACCAGCAUGAGUUUGGCCAAACUGUGGGAGGCAGUGGAAGACAGAAGUGCCUGGCGUGCUCUGGUCCAUGGGGUCACGAAGAGUCGGACACGACUAAACAACAACAACAUUUGUGUGAUGUCUAAGCCUCAGUCUGAGUCCACACACAAGUUUUUCUGCAGGAGCCAAGUGUUCCUUUUGUGGGCAGACGCUUUGCUACCCAGCCUUCCAAUUUCUGUACUUUGUCAUCCCUAUGUAGAGUAGCUGCUUCAGAAACAAGAGCACAAAUUAAGUCAUGUAUCCUGCUCUCGAGUCCCCGGAGGAAGAAUGUGGUAAAAUGUGACAGAUAAAAUGAAAAGUGCGCUUGAAAUGUCUAAUGAGAAAUUCUCCCGUGGACAUUGACAUUUGUGGCAAAAGGUUACCAAUUUCUGUUCUUUAAUCAGGCAACUGUCUGCAGGAGGCAUGUGGUGCAUAGGUGCACUGUAAAUUACAUGGUUGUUCUUCUGCGGCCUCGGAAACCGAGGAAAGUAAUGAUAGAUUAUUGCUGCAGCAAUCCCAGUGCACCUUUUAAACCUGUGUAAAUCUGAUGUAAUAAAGACAGUUGGCACAAGAGGGCAGCAGCUCGCCAUUAAUGUUGAUGCUCGGCCUUAUUCUUGUGACUAUUCUAAUUAGUUUCCAAGGAAGAAUAAUAGUUCUCACACUGGUGAUAAAACCAUUAGACUAGUAAUAGCUCCAUAAAUUAUACUGGGUUCAAAACAUGAAACUUAAUUUCACUAUUUGGAGCAGAGUUCAGUAAUCACUUUAGCAGAGAUCCAUGCGGGCAGGGUCUGUAUUUCAGUAAAGUUUGGGGAUUUUUCAGUAAAGUAGGGGAUAGCAGGAGCCCAGAGACUUCAUCAACAUUUGCAUGUAUUGAAGUCACAAAAUCAUGAAUUUUAGAAGCACCUAUUUUAACUAUUUCCCAUUUAUAACUUGUAAUAAAUACAUAACCCUCCAACAAUUCUCAGAUGAAAAUAGGGGUGUUCUAUUCAGUCACCAUCAUCCUCUAUUCUGGGUAGCUUCCAACAUAUAAAAACAUAAUAAAACAUUUUUUUAAAACCUUCCCUAUACAGGGCUGCCUUCGGAUGUCUUCUAAAGGUUGUACAGUUACUUAUUUCCUUGCCUCGGGGGUCACAUAACUCCAAAGCAUCCAACAUUUCUCCAAUGAAAACAGGGAUGUCCUAAGGAAAAGUGGGACAUUCCAGGAUCAAAUCAGAAACCAGGACGGCUUCUGUAGACCCAGGACUUUCCCUGGAAAAUAAAUAGCGGGUCUGAGAUUUUCUCAUGCUUCAGGUGCUGAUUGUAGACAUUCUGUUACCCAGUCAUUUUGUAUAGGUUAGAGAGCCAGGCUUUUGAAGCACAUAAAAGCCAGUCACUUAACGAAGCACUAAUACAGCAUGUCAAAUCCAAGUUGUGUGUAUUUUAUUUCUUCUUCUUCUCCUUUGGCGAUCACUCGUAGCCGAGUAAGAUUGCCUUCCAUAAACACGGUUUUAACAAUGAGUCCAUAAGUGACCGUGGAGGCCAAUUCUGGAUCCACACGUCCUUCCACAGUGGGGACAUUGGUUUCCGGGUGGGAGUUGAUCACAGUGUGGAUUUGCCAAGCGUGCCUUCCUCUUAGCACGUUUCUCCCUUGCGUCCUGAGUUUGAGUCUUCAAAGCCCAUGACACCUUUGGUAAAGGCUGUUCUUCAGUUGGAGCGUCCGUAGGCCAACAUUUCAGAGUUGUCAGUGUUUAUAUCACUUUAGCUAAUGGGGCCUCCCGCUGCCGCCGCGCAACCAGCGCACGAUUUCUGUUCUCAUUUUGAUCAUUCUGAGGUAAAGUUCUUAACCCGAGGUACUACUUCUGGGUUAGUGGAGUCUGUAACCCGAAGUGUACUACAUUUUUUUAGAUUUGCCUUGAGAAAGUCUUUAAACCUUUUUUGUUGACCCACUGGCAUUACGCUUUCCAUUUUUAAGUUUGGAAUAGAGUAGUUGCUUUGGAAGAUGAUCAUCAGGCAUCCGCACAACAUGACCAGUCCAGCAAAGUUGAUGUUGAAGAAUCAUUGCUUCAACACUGGUGAUCUUUGCUUCUUCUAGUACACUGGCAUUAGUUCGCCUGUCUUCCCAUUUUAUUUAGUGCCUGCUUGCUCAGAAUGAACCCAGGCACCAAGUGAGCCAGGGGGAAUUCACAGCCUGGCCUAUGCGAGGUUGAUUCUUCAUUUGGCAUCUUUCCGGUCACCCCAAAUUUUCUUUACAGCUCCCAAUACAGGUGUGUAAGAGUAGACUCCAAAUUCCAGUGCUUCCAGCAAAGCAGGACUAUCAGAACAUCAGCAACAAAUUUGCUGUAACACUUUGGGCUGAGGCGGGGUGUGGAGGGAACUACUGAAGAGUUUCUGUGUUAUGAUUCUUCUCUAGAGACAAAGCCAGGUGGGAUGAUAUUGAGAGAAUAAUGUAACUUGAAGAAAUUAACCAUUUUAGCAAGUUGAGAAAUGCCACCCACAUCAGGUCCAAACAGAUGUAUGUUAAAGAGAUGCUUAAGUUGAUUGUACAGCCAUUAUUAUUUGGGGGCAGCAUGUCCCCCCUUUUUUGUAAUUUACUAAAAGACAAGUCUUAUUAACUCAGUAGCCAAAGCAGUGGGGAAAUGCCUGCUAAUCUAACUUUGAAGAUGACAUUCCAUUUUUAACAAUAGAUCAAGACAGAUUAGUGAUUUGUACAAGGGCCAAUGUCCUCCGUUUAGCCCUUGCUGCUACAGUGGUCAAAGGGGAAAAAUCUUUCCUGCCGCCCCCUAAAAGAAAGAAAAAACACUCUUAAAAUAGUUUUGCUCAUAAAUGGAUGCAUAUGGGAGAGCUCAAGUGAGAUUCAUCUUGCCUGGGGCUGUUCAGAGCGCCUCCAUCUUAAGUGCUUGGAAGAUUAGGGGAAACAGAAUGAUAGGUAGGCAGGAAAUGAAAUUCACCUUGCUGUGUAGGCACCUGCUUUUUAGGAUAUGAAAUUCUUUGUCUUUUAGCAGACCUCCAAAAAACAACAACAGCCUGUCUUUGUGUCCGUUUGGCAGAAAUAAUUAGUUGAGAUGGCAAGCGGUAGUCCCUGUAUUUUGUUGUUGUUGUUUAGUCGUGUCCGACUCUUCGUGACCCCAUGGACCAGAGCACGCCAGGCACUCCUGUCUUCCACUGCCUCCCGCAGUUUGGUCAAACUCAUGCUGGUAGCUUCGAGAGCACUGUCCAACCAUCUCUUCCUCUGUCGUCUCCUUCUCCUUGUACCCUCCAUCUUUCCCAACAUCCAGGGAGUCUUCUCUUCUCAUGAGGUGGCCAAAGUAUUGGAGCCUCAGCUUCACGAUCUGUCCUUCCAGUGAGCACUCAAGGCUGAUUUCCUUCAGAAUGGAUCGGUUUGAUCUUCUUGCAGUCCAUGGGACUCUCAAGAGUCUCCUCCAGCACCAUAUAAAUCAUUUUAACUAUAUUCACUCACCCAUGAACGUAAAAUCUAAGAACUGAUAGUGCUUUGUUGAGAUAAACUUGGAGGUAUCAUGGAACGUGGAUUUGUUUUUAGUCCUUGGUCUUAGGAAGAACCCUGUUUGACUAAAGGCUAUAGCAGGACAUUAAAAAGAGAAUGCCUCUCUGUGAGCAGCUAUAUAUAUAUAUAUAUAUAUAUAUAUAUAUGUAAUAUGAUAGUCACCAUCACCAACAAACUCGGUGCUUGAGUUCUAAUGAGAGAAAUGCUAGAGGGCCUGUCUGGAAAAUCCCAGACAGAAAGCUAUUUAUGGCUGGGUCAUUUUUGAGUUGAAGAGGCUAUAACCAUUGAUUUGUGUGUGUGUGUGUGUGUUUCUUUUUUCUCUUGCAGGUUACCUUUCGGACAAGAAUCUAUCACUGUAACAUUAACAGCCAAGGGGUGAUUUGCCUGGACAUCUUAAAAGACAACUGGAGUCCAGCAUUAACCAUUUCUAAAGUCCUUCUUUCUAUCUGCUCACUUCUCACAGACUGCAAUCCUGGUAAGGCAGCCAAAACGGGGCAGUGGGUGAGAGAAUCUCUGUUCUGCAGCAGGUAUUAGGUUCAGAGCAUCUUCCUCUUUUGCUCAUUAUAUAUAUAGAGAGAGAGAGAGAGAGUGUGUGUUUCCAUUUUUUUGCAAAUUGGCUUCAGAUUGAAUAACUUACAUUGUUCCGCACAUGCUUUUCAGAAUGUAUGUAUACAUGGUUCUACCUUCAGAUCAGUUACACAAAUACUGCUUUGGGUUUAUUCAAGUAAAACAGGUGUGUAGAUGCAGCUGAUGAAUUCUGAUGGAACAGUUACACAUGGAAGACAUUCAUCUUUCACUUUGGCGUCCAUCAAAUCAUUCUAACAUCAACAUUUGCCAUGACUCACCCACUUUACUAUAUUAGGAACCACUUUCUUGACAAUUAGUGUUUUUCUUCUGGGGCGACCCAGGGGUACGCAUACCCCUAAACAUUUUGUGAAUUUUCAUACUUUUGUCCAUAUACUGUAUUUAUUUUUCCCGAUCUGAACUAUAAAAGGGUGAUUUUCUUGAGUCAAAAUGAGAGUACCCCUAAACAUUUGGGGGGGGGGAAGCACUGACUAUAUGCAUAGAAAAAUCUGACCGCAGAAUCUGAAAUACACACAUUUAGAAUCUGAAAUAUUCCAAACAAUUCUAAAUUUAGAAUUCUGAAUUCACAGUGACAAGAGUUGCACAUGUUUGAUACAUUACAUAAAAGGGUCCAUGGACUGAGAAGCAGCAAAAGAAUCUGGGAAAAAAACCUCUUAUGAAUUAAGUGUGUAAGAAUACGAGAAGGUUUCUUCUUUCGAGGUGCAAAUCUCUUUUGUUUUGAAUGAAUAUUAGAGGUGUGCUGUAUCUGUAGAAAUACCAACAGCCUGUUCUUAUGUAUAAUUACUAAGAAAUAAGUUUCCAGGGUUCAGUAGACCCUACAUGUGGCUGGAGAAACCAUAAAUACUAAAAUAAUAAUAAUUGCAACUAAAACUUCAGUUCAGUCACUGAACAGGUGGUUUUCUGAGUCCCCAUUGGAUUUAAACUCUUCUCUUGUGAUAUUUCCUUUCUUUUUCCUGCCCCAAAGUUCAAUGAUGAGCUGGAACUUUCUUUCUCCCUUUGCAGCUGACCCCCUGGUUGGAAGUAUUGCUACUCAAUAUAUGACUAACAGAGCAGAGCAUGACAGAAUGGCCAGACAGUGGACGAAGAGAUAUGCUACAUAAACUGGAAUUUUUCUCCAACCCUUGCGUUAAAUCGUCUGUGAUGGAAAGAGCUGCUUAUGAUUUUGAAGGGGGGGGGACACGGGGGGAGGGAGAGGGGAGGAACUGAGAAAAGAGUAGGGUAUUUCUAUAACAGAUUUUAUUCAGUCUUUUAUUUCCUAAGAUUUUGUUGUUGUAACUUAAGGUAUCUUGCUACAGUAGUCAGCUAGAAUGGGGAAUAGCAUAUUUUAAAGACUGUCAUUAGUUCAGCAAUAGUAGCUCUGAAUUAUAGCACCAAGAAGAAUGUAAACUACUUUGGCAAUUGGAGGGGCGGGGGGGGGGAAGGAAACGGGUGUUUGGUUAACUUGUGAUAGGUAAAAGAUUAAAAACAGCUUAAUUUUGUACAGGUACAUAUAUUUGGCAUUUAUGUAAAAGUUCUUUCAAGAAGACUCGCUAUAUGCUUCUUCUCUUUUAGUUUGGUUUUAUUUUGUAAAAAGAUGUUGGGAAUAUUUUCUUUUUUUCCCCAUGGGAGGUGGGAGAAUUUGGUAUUUAACAGAUCCCUUUUAAAAGUCAGCCAUCUCAUUGGUUUGAAUUAUGGGGUGGUGGCUGUUUUGUUGCCUCACCUAGAACAGGGGAAGUAGUUCAUGUAUAUUCAUUUUUCUAUGCCAAGUUAACCUUUGUGAAAACGAAAGGUUUUAACUAGGACUUAGGGCAACCUGUAGUGAAAUACCUUAAGCUGUUUAACUGUAAGGCGUGAAAUAGGAGUCACUCAGUGGAUUGGUUGUAUGUUGUGGGCUACCUAAGUCUGCAUUUGUUACUGUGCUAAUAAAAAUAUGUAC